Messenger RNA from Coregonus sp. 'balchen', 50315 nucleotides. The record is from the annotation of a GenBank genome assembly. NCBI's taxonomy places the organism in Eukaryota, Metazoa, Chordata, Actinopteri, Salmoniformes, Salmonidae.
AUGAAUGCAGAGGGAGUUGGUGAACCAGCUCAAACUGAAGAACUGGUUGAAAUUAUUGAACGUGAAGAAGAGCCAGACCUUGAAUUGGAUGUUGAGCUGAGAAGAACCCUUGUUGUCAGGGCAGGAUGUUCCAUCCGCAUAUUUGUGCCCAUUAAAGGACGCCCAGCUCCUGAAGUAGCCUGGACGAAGGGCGAAGACGCACCACUCAAAGGACGUGCUAACAUUGACAGCACAGAGUCAUACACUAUGCUUGUCAUCCCUGACUGCACAAGAAACGAUGCAGGAAGAUACAACUUGAUCCUUACAAAUGCUGCAGGAGAGAAGACUGCUCAUGUCAAUGUGAGAGUUCUGGAUUCACCUGGACCACCAAUUAAUCUGAAGUCAAAGCACAUCGACAAAGAGAGCAUCACUCUUCAAUGGGAACUGCCGCUUAUCGAUGGUGGUUCAAAGAUAACAAACUAUAUCAUUGAAAAGAGAGAGUCAACACGCAAAGCAUAUUCCACCAUAAUAUCAGUUUGUCCAAAUAGCACAGUUAGAAUUCCUGAUCUAGCAGAAGGGUCAGAAUAUUACUUCAGAGUAUCGGCUGAAAAUGAGUAUGGAAUUGGCGAGUCGGUUGAGACUGCAGAUCCAAUUCGAGCAUCUCAAGCACCAACACCCCCUGAGAGUGUUUAUGCUACAGAUGUCACCAAGACCUCUGUCAGUCUUGCAUGGACAAAGCCAAAACAUGAUGGUGGUAGUAGAGUUACUGGAUAUGUCCUUGAAGCUCAAAAGAAGGGAGGAGACCAGUGGUCCCAUGUGACAACUGUCAAGACUAUGGACUUCAUAGUGAAGAACCUGAAUGAAAAUGAACAGUAUAUAUUCCGUGUCAUGGCUGUAAACCACUCCGGAAGAAGUGGUCCUUGUGAAAGCAAGCCUGUUAUUAUCAAGGAAACAAUAACAAUGCCAGAAUUUGACCUGCGUGGAAUAUGCCAGAAAAUUGUCAUUGCCAGGGCAGGAGAUGAGAUUAAAGUUGAGAUACCGGUUAUGGGACGUCCAAAACCAACUGUUUCAUGGACGAAAGAUAAUCAGCACCUCAAGAUAACCCCAAGAAUAAUCACUGAAAGAACUGCAACCACAAGUAUCCUGAAUAUAACAGAAUGCAUAAGGAGUGACACAGGACAUUAUGCCAUGACAGGGAAGAACAUAGUUGGCUCAGUGACAGAUACCAUCAUAGUAAAAGUGCACGAUGUCCCUGGACCUCCAAAGGGACCAAUAAAAAUAGAUGAAAUCUCCCGUACCUAUGCUGUCAUCUCUUGGGGAACACCUGAGAAUGAUGGAGGUGUACCAAUCAACAAUUACAUUGUUGAAUUAAGGGAAACCACAGGAACCUCAUGGGUAGAAUUGACAUCAUCUGUAAUCCGUACAAUAUUUAAAGCUACUCGUCUGAAGACUGGUGCGGAAUACCAGUUCCGAGUCAAAGCUAAAAACAGAUACGGUGCUGGCCAACCAAUCAUCUCAGAGUCAGUGGUUGCUGCAUAUCCAUUCAAACCCCCUGGGCCACCUAGUACUCCAAAGGUUGUGGCCUUUACCAAAGACACAAUGACAAUCGGCUGGAAUGAACCUGUUUCUGAUGGUGGAAGUGAAGUCAUUGGAUAUCACAUUGAGAGGAAAGAGAGAAGCAGCAUCCUCUGGCAAAAGAUCAGCAAAUCCAUGGUGAAAGAUAAUCAAUUCAAAUCAAGUGGACUGGAAGAUGGAGUUGCAUAUGAAUUCCGUGUCACUGCUGAAAACAUGGCUGGAAUUGGUAAACCAAGCAAAGCUUCAGAGGCAAUGCUAGCCCUUGAUCCAGUGGAUCCACCAGGUCAACCAGAGCCAAUCUUUGUUUCCAAGAAUAUAGUAACAAUUCAAUGGACAAAGCCUGAAUAUGAUGGUGGGUUCAAGAUUACUGGCUACGUAGUGGAGAAGAGAGACUUGCCAGCUGGUCGUUGGAUGAGGGCCAACUUCACAAACAUCAUUGAGACCACUUUCACUGUAAGUGGAUUAACUCAGAAUGAGGCCUAUGAAUUCCGUGUACUUGCCAGAAAUGCAGCUGGUUCAGUAAGUGAACCAUCUGAGCCAUCGGAUCCCAUCACCUGCACAGAUGACAUUGUGGAACCACGAAUCAUGGUUGAUGCCAAAUUCAAGGAUGUGAUCCUACUGAAAGCAGGGGAAAACUUCAAACUUGAUGCAGAUGUUGCAGGCCAACCACUACCAUCCAUGGUGUGGACUAAGGGUGGAAUGGACAUUGAAAAUACGAUGAAAUUGACAAUUAAAAUGACUGACUUAACAACAACUCUGAUUAACAAAGACUCGUUAAGAAGAGAUGGAGGUGAAUUUGUUCUGACUGCCACAAAUGUUGGCGGGUUUGCCAAGCAUAUCUUUAAUGUCAAAGUUCUUGACAGGCCGGGUCCACCUGGAGGACCCCUGGUGGUGUCAGAUAUCACAUCUGACAACUGUAUUUUGGAAUGGGCUCCACCCGCAGAUGAUGGUGGUGCAGAGAUUGACCAUUACGUGAUUGAAAAGCGUGAAUCAAGCAGACUUGCAUGGACAAAUUCGGCCUCAGGCUUAACUGCCACCCAAUUCAAGGUGAACAAGUUACUCAAAGGAAAUGAGUACAUAUUCAGAGUAAUGGCAGUCAACAAAUAUGGAGUCGGAGAGCCUCUAGAAUCUGCGCCAACUAUUGCAAACAAUCCAUGGGUGCCAUCAGAUCCUCCAAAGGAUCCUGAAGUAACAAUAAUCACUAAGGAUUCAAUGAUUCUUAUGUGGAAGGCUCCUGAGUACGAUGGUGGAACUCCAAUCACAAACUAUAACAUUGAAAGGAAAGACAAGAUUGGUCUUCGCUGGGUAAAAUGCAACAAGAAGAAAGUAAAAGACUUACAGUUCAAGGUAACAGGGCUUCUAGUAACACAUGAAUAUGAAUUCAGAAUUCUUGCAGAGAAUGCAGCUGGAUUAAGCGUACCAAGCAAUUCAAGUCCUUUCUACAAGGCUACUGACACCCUCUACGAACCAGGCCCUCCAGGCAACCCAAGAGUUGUGGACACAACCAAGUCAUCCAUUACGAUUGCAUGGAACAAGCCAAACUAUGAUGGUGGUUCUGAAAUCACAGGAUACAUUGUGGAGACCUGCGUUCCUGGGGAGGAGGAAUGGACAAUUGUUACUCCGCCAGGAGGACUAAUGGGUACAUCGUUUACCCUUAUGAACUUAGAGGAGGACAAAGAGUGCAUGAUUCAAGUUUCUGCCGUAAACAGUGAGGGUAUUGGAGAGGAAGCAACUAUUCCUGGCACACCGAGAGCCCAAGACAGGCUGCUUCCACCGGAAAUUGACCUGGAUGCAGAGCUAAAGAAGGUUGUGAAUAUCAGAGCCUGUAACACAUUGAGACUCUUUGUACCUAUCAGAGGAAGACCAUCACCCGAGGCAAAAUGGACCAAAGAAGAUGGUGAACCUAUUACGAGAGCAACCAUUGAAAGCACAACUUCUUACACAUCACUGGUGGUGGAAAAUGUCAACCGAUUUGACAGUGGCAAGUACGUGCUCACAAUAGAAAACAGUUAUGGAUCCAAUACAGCUACUGUGAAUGUCAGAGUGCUAGAUACCCCAGCUGCCCCGCAAAAUCUCAAGAUCAACAGCGUCACUAAAGAAUCUGUCACUCUUAUCUGGGAUGAUCCAGUAAAUGACGGUGGAGCAAAGAUUAAGAACUACAUUGUUGAAAAACGUGAAUCAACAAGGAAAGCAUAUGCCACUGUAAAGUCUAACUGUCAUCAGAACACCUGGAAAGUUGACCAGCUGCAGGAGGGAUGUAACUACUACUUCAGAGUUUUAGCCGAAAAUGAAUAUGGAAUUGGCCUACCAAUUGAAACCCGUGAAUCAGUUAAAGUUUCUGAAAAACCACAGCCUCCUGCCAAAAUCACCCUUGUGGAUGUUACCAAGACUAGUGCAACCCUGUCUUGGGAGAAACCAGAGCAUGACGGAGGAAGUAGAGUGGUAUGCUAUGUUGUUGAGAUGCUGAGCAAAGGUGCCGUGAAAUGGGUCCAGUCUUCUAUUGUCAAAACAUUAGAAGCAGUUGUCCCUGGACUGACACCAGGUGAAGAGUACAUGUUCCGUGUAGCAGCAAGAAAUGAAAAAGGAACAAGUGAUCCACGUCAAAUUGGUGUGCCAGUGAUUGCUAAAGAUCUUGUGAUUGUCCCAUCAGCUAAAAUGUUGUUCAACACAUUCAGUGUACUAGCAGGAGAGGAUUUGACAGUACAGAUUCCAUUUAUUGCUCGUCCCCGAGCAACUAUUUCAUUCAUAAAGGAAAAUGUACCUAUGAAGCGUACCACCAGAGUUAACUUUGGAGGAUCAGAUAAAGUGAUCAAUCUUCAGAUCAAAGAGGCAUGCAGGGAAGAUGUUGGUCAGUACCGGAUCAUACUCGCAAACACUGCUGGGGAUACAUCUUUAUACAUCUCAGUAGUUGUUCUUGACAAACCUGGACCACCAAAGGGCCCAAUUAAAGUUGAGGCUGUUACUACUGACAGCGUGCUUUUCUCCUGGGCUCCACCAGAGUAUGAUGGUGGUGCAACAAUCAACAGCUACAUUGUAGAAAAGAGAGACACAUCCACACAAACUUGGUUGGUCGUGUCUCCAAAUCAUGCAAGAACAACGAUUAAAGCUUCGAGGCUGAAAAACGGUUCAGAGCAUCAGUUCAGGGUGACAGCUCAGAACAGGUAUGGAAAGGGCCCAUCUCUGACCUCAGGGUCUGUUGUUGCUCAGUAUCCAUUCAAAUUACCAGGCCCUCCAGGAACACCAUCUGUACAAUCUUCCACAAAGGAUAGCAUGGUAGUUGUGUGGAAUGAGCCUGUUAAUGAUGGUGGAAGUACUGUGCUGGGGUAUCAUCUUGAGCGCAAAGAGAGAAACAGUAUUCUCUGGGUAAAGCUCAAUAAGUCUCUUCUCCAGGAUACAUCUUACAAGACCACUGGCCUGGAACCAGGACAGGAAUAUGAAUUCAGAGUUUACGCUGAAAACAUUGUGGGAAUAGGAAAAGUUAGCAAACUUUCCGAAGGUCACAUUUCUAGAGAUCCUUGCGAUCCCCCCGGAGAUCCUGAGGCUACUAAGAUAACAAAGGAUUCUGUAACAAUUGCAUGGACAAAGCCAGAGUAUGAUGGUGGUGCCAAAGUCACCGGCUACAUUGUAGAGAAGAAAGAGUUGCCAGAGGGCCGCUGGAUCAAAACCAACUUCACAAAUAUCAUUGAAACUGAGUAUGUGGCGACCAGCCUUGUGGAGAACCAGAAAUAUGAGUUCCGUGUUAUUGCAAGAAACGCAGCAGGUGUAUUCAGCCUUCCCUCAUACAGCACUGGACCAAUUACUGCUAAAGAUGAAAUUGACCCUCCUCGUAUUAGCAUUGACCCACAGUUCACACAAACUGUUUAUGUUAAUGCUGGAGAUGGCUUCAAAAUCGAUGCCGAUGUUCAUGGUAGUCCAAUACCUGAAAUCCUCUGGAUGAAGAGUGGCCAUGAGGCACCCCUUGCAAACACCAUCACCAGAGACAUAAAAAAUACAGACAGCACCACUUUGUUGACUGUCAAAGAGGCUAAACUUGAAGAUGGAGGCAAGUACACUUUACUUCUAAAGAAUCCAGGAGGCGAGAAGUCAGUGAAAAUCAAUGUGGUUGUUCUGGAUAAACCUGGGGCACCACAAGGUCCUAUCUCUGUCACUGGCAUCACAAAUGAUCAAUGUUGCCUUGCUUGGAAAUCACCACUAUAUGAUGGCGGCAGUGAAAUCACUCAUUACAUCGUAGAGAGAAGGGAGACAAGCAGAUUAGUUUGGACUGUUGUUGAUAAUAAGUGUGAGUCAAAUUAUCUCAAGGUUACAAAACUCUUGGAGGGAAAUGAGUACAUUUUCAAAGUCCAGGCAGUAAACAAAUUUGGACUUAGUGUGGGUCUGGAAUCAAACGCUGUGACUGUCAAAGACCCAUUCAUUCCCCCAGAUGCACCAAGUAGGUUGGAGGUUUCCGAUGUCAAAAAGGAUUCAGUGGUGAUUACCUGGGAGCCUCCUGGAUAUGAUGGUGGCAGUGAUAUUAUUGGAUACAUUAUUGAGAAGCACGAUAAGGAGGGUGUGAGAUGGACCAGAUGUAAUAGGAAGACAGUUACCGACUUAACCUACAAAGUCACCGGACUUAUGGAAAGUCACAGUUAUGAAUUUAGAGUUCUGGCUGAGAAUGUCUCUGGAGUUGGAGAGCCAAGCUCCCCAACAGUUUUCUACAAGGCUUUGGAUCCGAUCUUCAGACCAGGUGCACCAGUUAAUCCUAAAGUAACUGACAUAAGCAAAACUUCAGUUUUCCUGUCAUGGGGCAAACCUAUAUAUGACGGAGGAUGUGAGAUUCAAGGAUACAUUGUGGAGAAAUGCGAAGUGCCAUCUCCUGCAUCACUCACUAAGCAAUCCAUCGUUGUGGAACCGGCCGCUAAGGCACCAGCUGCUGAGGGAGAGGAAGCACCCGCUGUGGAAGGAGCAGCUGAGGCAGCACCCGCCGAAGCAGCACCCGCAGAAGCAGCACCCGCCGAAGCAGCACCCGCCGAAGCAGCACCCGCACCUGCAGAAGCAGCACCUGCCAAGGCAGAACCCGCAGAAGAAGGAAGUGCAGAAGGAGCUGCAGAGGAAGAACCUGCUGAGGUGUGGACAAUCUGUACUCCACCAAGUGGCAUCAAACAAACAAGAUUUGAAGUUGGAAAAUUGGAGGAAAUGCAUUUGUACAAGUUCAGAGUUUGUGCUAUCAACAAGCUUGGAGUUGGAGAACAUGCAGAUGUCUCUGGAAUCAUUCUUGUCGAGGAGAGGAUUGAGGAACCAGAUCUGGACAUUGACCCAGACCUGAGAAAGGUUGUGAACAUUAAGGCUGGAUGUUCCCUCAGAUUGUUCAUUCCUAUCAGAGGGCGACCUCAACCUGAAGUCAAAUGGGGAAAGGAUGAAGGUCCAAUUAAGGAGAAUGCACAAGUUGAAGUGACAAGUAGUUAUACAUCCCUUGUGAUUGACAAUGUCAACAGAUUUGACAGUGGAAAAUACACUGUUUCUGCAGAAAAUGCCAGUGGUGAAAAAUCUGCUUUAAUCAGCGUUAGAGUUCUUGACACACCUAGUGCCCCAGGCAACCUCAAAGUGAUAGAUAUCACUGGUGAAUCAGUGACACUUACAUGGGAUGCCCCUGUGUUGGAUGGAGGAGCUAAAAUCAGAAACUAUAUUGUUGAGAAGCGGGAAAGCACCAGGAAAGCCUAUGCAGCUGUGGUGACAAACUGCCACAAAUUAACAUACAAGGUUGAACACCUUCAAGAGGGUUGCAAUUACUAUUUCAGAGUCCUUGCUGAAAACGAACAUGGUGUUGGCUUGCCUACAGCAACCGUUGAUCCCAUCAAAGCCUCAGAGGUACCCCAAAUCCCACGAAAACUGAGUGUUGUUGACCAAACCAAGACAAGCAUCUCUCUUGCCUGGGAGAAGCCUGAGCAUGAUGGUGGAAGUAGAAUAAUUCAUUACCUGCUAGAGAUACAACCUAAAGGCACUGAGAAAUGGUCAGGCAUUGCAACUGUCAGAGCAAUGGAGUCUGUUGUUAACAAUCUAAAUCCGGGUGAAGAAUAUCUGUUCAGAGUGUUUGCCAUCAAUGACAAAGGAAAGAGUGACCCAAGGGAACUUGCACUUCCAGUGACAGCAAAGGACCUUGUUAUUGAGCCUGAUGUUAGACCUACAUUUAGCAAUUACAGUGUUCGGGUUGGUAAAGACUUCAAGGUUGAAAUCCCGAUCGCAGGACGUCCUAAACCAGUAGUUAAAUGGACAAAGGAUGGAUCAAUCCUACUCCACACCUCAAGGGUUAAAAUCACUAACACACCAGAUAGCACAACUCUAAGUAUCACAGAGGCUACAGGAGAAGAUGGCGGAAUGUAUGGCAUUAAUGUUACUAAUGUAGUUGGGGAAAAGAAUGCAACCAUUGAAAUCAUUGCGCUUGAUAAACCUGGCCCACCAAGUGGACCUGUAAAGUUUGAUGAAGUUACUAUUAACACUGCAACUAUUUCUUGGAGUCCACCAAAACAUUCUGGUGGCUGCCAGAUUUCAAAUUACAUUGUUCAGAAGAGAGACACAACCACCACAACUUGGGAGAAUGUUGCUGCCUCUGUGGCAAGAACUACGCUCAAGGUGCAAAGGCUGAAAACUGGGGCAGAAUAUCAAUUCAGAAUCAUUGCUCAAAAUCGAUAUGGCAAGAGUUACGGUUUGGACUCACAUCCUGUGACUAUAAAGUACCCUUACAAAGAGCCUGGCCCACCCGGCACUCCAUUCAUUGCAUCUCUCUCCAAGGAAUAUAUGGUUGUGGAGUGGCAUGAACCAGUCGCAGAUGGAGGCAGUUCUGUUCUUGGCUAUCACCUUGAACGGAAAGAGAGAAACAGCAUCCUCUGGACUAAGCUUAACAAGUCACUCGUUAAAGACACCACCUACAAAACCGGUCCCUUAGAGGAGGCUGUUGAAUAUGAAUUCAGAGUUUAUGCUGAAAAUAUCGUUGGCAUUGGCAGAUGCAGCAAAAUCUCAGAGGGUUGCGUUGCACGUGAUCCAUGUGAUCCUCCUGGCACACCAGAGGCUAUCAUUGUAAACAAAGAGUCCAUCACCAUUGAAUGGACAAAGCCAGAAUAUGAUGGAGGCAGUGUGAUUACUGGUUAUGUUGUUGAGAAACGUGACCUUCCAGAGGGACGCUGGAUGAAGGCAAACUUUACCAACGUUAUUGAGACCAGAUUUACUGCCACUGGACUAACUGCUGAUGCACAAUAUGACUUCAGAGUCAUUGCUAAGAAUGCAGUUGGAACAUUCAGCAAGCCAUCUUAUAACAGUGGACCUAUAACAGCAAACGAUGAGGUGGAAGCGCCAAGAUAUUCUAUUGAUCCUGCGUUCACCAAAACGAUCAUCAUCAAUGCGGGAGACACAUUCAAACUUGAUGCUGAUGUACAUGGAAAGCCAGUACCCACAAUCCAGUGGUUCAAGGAUGACGUGGAAAUUGAAAAGAAUACAAUGAGAUUGGAGAUCAAAAAUACAGAAAGCGUCGCAAUGAUAGUUGUGAAGGAUUCUGUCAGAGUUGACGGUGGAAAUUACAAACUUGUACUGACAAAUGUUGCUGGCUCAGAGACAGUUCCAUUCAAGGUGAAUGUACUAGACAGACCAGGACCACCUGUUGGUUCUCUCCAUGUCACUGGAGUCGCUUGUGACAAAUGUACUCUGUCAUGGCGUGCCCCACUACAUGAUGGAGGCAGCAACAUCACACACUACCUCAUUGAGAGGCGUGAAACCAGUCGUCUUGCUUGGACUAUGAUUUCUAACAGCUGUGAGACCACAGUGUACAAAGUAACUAGUCUGCUGGAGGGCAAUGAGUAUAUUUUCCGUGUCAUGGCUAUCAACAGUUAUGGCGUUGGUGAACCUGUGGAGUCUUCAGCAGUAAUAAUGAAAAAUCCAUUUGUUGUCCCUGGAGCACCACAUGUUAAUGAUGUAACGAACAUUGCCCGGGAUUCAAUGACUGUCUGCUACUCUGCACCAGAGACCGAUGGUGGAAGUGACAUUACUACUUACAUCAUUGAGAAGAAAGACAGAGCUGGAGUUAAAUGGACCAAAUGCAACAGGCAAAAGGUCACAGACCUAUCUUUCAGAGUAAUAGGUCUGACAUCAGAUCAUGAAUAUGAGUUUAGAGUAUCUGCUGAAAAUGCAGCUGGUGUUGGUGUGCCAAGUCUACCAACGUCAUACUUUAAGGCCUGUGAUCCCAAGUACAAACCUGGGGCACCCACACAUGCACAUGUGAUUGAUACCACAAAGAGCUCAAUCACAGUCACAUGGGGAAAGCCUCUCAACGAUGGCGGCUGUCCUAUCCAGGGAUACAUUGUAGAGAUUUGCAAAGCUGAGGAGGAGGAAUGGACAAUGUGCACUCCACCAACAGGCCUGCGGGUCAACAAAUUCGAAAUCACAAAACUUACAGAAGGUCAAGAAUAUCAGAUCCAGGUCUGUGCUAUCAACAAACUGGGUGUUGGUGAACCAGCAGCUGUAUCUGGAACAUCUAAACCAGAGGAGAAGGUAGAGGAUCCAGAAAUUCAACUGGACUCGGAAUUGAGGAAAGGAAUUGUGGUGCGUGCUGGAGGAUCUGUGAGAAUCAAUGUACCAUUCAAAGGCAGACCAACGCCAGAGAUUAAGUGGUGUAAACUGAAAAAGGUUGAAGAAGUGGAGGAAGAACAAGAAUUGCAAGAGAAAGCAGUGGUUGAGAAAGGUCUCAACUAUACUCAGCUUUCCAUUGACUCUUGUGACAGAAGUGAUUCUGGAAAGUACAAUGUGACUGUGGAGAACAGCAGUGGUACCGUUUCUGAAUUUGUAACUGUGAAAGUGCUAGAUACACCAGGUGCCCCUCUGAAUCUCAAACUGACAGAGAUCAAGAAAGACUCCAUAACUCUUGUUUGGGAUGCCCCUCUUACUGAUGGCGGUGCGAAAAUCAAGAAUUAUGUUGUUGACAAACGUGAAUCAACCAGGAAAGCAUUCGCAAAUGUAACAACUAAGGUUAACAAAACAACCUACAAGGUUGAAAACCUUGUUGAGGGGGCUAUGUAUUACUUCAGAGUUAUGGCUGAGAACGAAUAUGGAAUUGGAUCGUCUACUGAAACAAAGCUUGCAUCAAAGGCCUCUGAGGUGCCUCUUCCAGUCGGAAAGAUCUUCUUGACUGAUGUUACUAAAGUCAGCGCAUCUUUCAGAUGGGAAAAACCAGAGCAUGAUGGUGGAAGCAGAAUUACUGGUUACCUAGUUGAGAUGCAGCAAAAGGGAGGGGACAAAUGGGGUGUUGCGACAUCCACAAAGGGCGAUUGUCAUGGCACAGUCACCGGACUUACUGCUGGACAGGAGUAUCUGAUCCGUAUCAUAGCUUACAAUGAGAAGGGAAAGAGUGAGCCUAAAGCACUGGCUAUGCCAGUUGUUGCUAAUGACAUGACUAUUGAACCAAGCUUAAAACUCAUGUUCAACACCUACACCGUCAAAGCUGGUGACGAUCUGAUAGUAGAAAUCCCAGUGUUUGGUAGGCCGAAACCCCAUAUUGUUUGGAAGAAAGAGGGUCUGCCAUUGAAAAUAACAACAAGAGUGAAUUUGAUAAACACAGCAACAACUGCUGCCAUUAAAAUUACUGAGGCAUGUAAGGACGACUUUGGAAAGUAUACCAUUACGGCAGCUAACACAGCUGGCUUAUUCUCUGAAGACAUAGGAAUCACAAUCCUUGACAAACCUGGUCCACCAACCGGACCCAUUAAAGUCCUUGAAGUGAGCAACAACUCUGUCAGUCUUUCAUGGGGAGCCCCAGAGUACACAGGCGGAUGUCAAAUAAAGCAUUACACUGUGGAAAGACGAGAUACAACACAAACAACAUGGCAAAGUGUGAAUGCACAGCUUGCUAGAACAGCUAUCAAAGUAACCAAGCUGAAAACUGGCGCAGAGUACUGUUUCAGAAUCUGUGCUGAGAAUAGAUAUGGAAAGGGCACUCCUUUGGACACAAAACCAAUUGUGGUGCAAUAUCCAUACAAAUCCCCAGGACCACCCGGAACUCCAUACAUCAAAUCUGCAACAAAGGAUCAAAUGAUUAUUGAAUGGAAUGAGCCAGUCAAUGAUGGUGGCAGCACGGUUAUUGGAUACCAUCUUGAAUCUAAAGAAAGAACCAGCAUUAUGUGGACGAAACUCAACAAAGCCCUCAUCGCUGAUACCUCUUUCAAGAUAUGUAAUCUUGAGGAGGACAUUGGAUAUGAAUACAGGGUCUAUGCUGAAAACAUUGUUGGCAUUGGCAGAGCAUCCAAAAUAUCAGAAUCGUUCAUUGCUCGAGAUCCAGUUGAUCUACCAGGUACCCCUGAGGCUACUGUUAUCUCCAAGAACCACAUUGUGAUUCAAUGGACUAAGCCACUGUAUGAUGGAGGCAGUAAGAUCACUGGAUAUAUUGUGGAGCGAAGAGAUCUAGCCAACAUUGAGGGUCGCUGGAUGAGAGCCAACUUUACCAAUGUCAUUGAGACAGAAUUUACCAUCUCUGGCUUGACAGAAAAUGAACAAUAUGAGUUCAGAGUGAUUGCAAGAAAUGCAGCUGGUAUUUUCAGUGAGCCUUCUGACAGCACUGGACCCAUUACUGCCACAGAUGAGAUUGAAGCACCAAGAGCCUCAAUGGAUCCUAAAUACAAGGAUGUCAUUGUUGUUAAUGCUGGGGAUAACUUAGUUUUGGAUGCUGACAUCUAUGGCAAACCCGCUCCUGAGGUCUUAUGGUUGAAAGAAGGAAAGCAAAUGGACAAAGCUCUUCGAAUUGAAGUGAAAACUACACAGAAACGUGCAGCUAUAACAAUCAAGGACUGCACAAGGUUAGAUAGUGGAAACUAUGACCUCAGUCUCACCAAUAUCGGUGGGGUAAAGACAAUCCCAAUCACUGUGAAGGUCCUUGAUAAACCAAGUGCACCCACUGGACCACUGAGAGUCACUGGAUUGACCGCCGACAGAUGCUUCCUAUCCUGGACUGAUCCCUCUCUGGAUGGUGGUGCAGCUAUAACUCACUAUAUUCUGGAAAAGAGAGAGACCAGUCGGUUAUCCUGGACUGUGAUUAACGCAAAUAUUCAAGCAACAAAUUUCAAAGUGAUCAACCUACUGGAAUUGAACGAAUAUAUCUUCAGGGUUAGGGCUGUGAACAAAUAUGGCGUUGGUGAUCCUUUGGAGUGUGAGGCAGUAACUGCACGCAAUCCAUACAAGCCUCCAAGUGGACCAGGAACACCUGAAGCAAGCCAAAUAACAAAGGAUUCUAUGGUCCUAUCAUGGUCAAAGCCAGAUAACAACGGUGGAGCAGAAAUUGACUGCUACCAUCUUGAGAAACGUGACAAAGAUGGUGUAAGGUGGACCAAAUGCAACCGGCAGCCAUUGACUGAUCUACACUUCAAAGUCACUGGACUUUUGGAUGGUCAUUUCUAUGAAUAUCGUGUUUCUGCAGAGAACGAAGCUGGAGUGGGAGAUCUGAGCGAACUCUCACUGUUCUACAGAGCAUGCAAUGCUACAACAGCACCUGGACCACCACACCAUCCUAAGGUGACAGAUCACACCAGCUCAACUGUGUCCUUGACUUGGGGCAAACCCGCUUCCGACGGUGGAGCAUACAUCAAAGGGUACAUUGUUGAAAUGAGAAAGGUGACAGAAGAGGAGAGGAAAGCAAUGGAAGAGGAAAAGAAGAGGAAAGAAGAAGCAGCAGCAGAAGAAGAGGAGUAUUCAGAAGAAGAGGAGGAAGAACCUCCUAAGGAGUAUGAAUGGACCAUAUGUACACCACCAACUGGCAUCCAGGCGACACACCUCACUAUUAAGGACUUGAAGGCAGGACUAGAAUACAAAUUCCGUGUCUGUGCUAUCAAUUCAGAGGGAGUUGGUGAGCCUGCAGAUAUCCAUGGCACUGUGAUUGCUGCAGAAAGAGUUGAGGCACCAGAGAUUGAACUGGAUGCCAACCUCAGGAAGGUUGUCUCUGUUCGUGCAGGUGGAUCUCUGCGUCUGUUUGUCACAAUCAGAGGAAGACCUGAACCUGAAGUUAAAUGGGCAAAGCUGGACGGCGAGCUGACAGAACGUGUCAUGAUAGAAUCCACAAGCUCAUACACUAUGCUUGUAAUUGACAAUGUGAACCGAUUCGACAGUGGAAAAUACACAUUGAACCUUGAGAAUAACACUGGUGAAAAAUCAGCACUUAUCAAUGUCAGAGUGUUGGACACACCAAGUGCUCCACAGGCCUUUGCGGUCAAAGAUAUCAAAAAAGAUUCUGUGAAUCUUGUUUGGGAAACACCACUCACAGACGGUGGAUCAAAAAUAACUAAUUACAUUGUGGAGAAGCGAGAAUCCACCAGAAAGGCUUACACUGCAGUGACAACUAACUGCUUAUCUAAUUCCUUCAAGAUUGAUGAGUUGCCAGAGGGAUGCAUUUUCUACUUCCGUGUCUGUGCUGUGAAUGAGUAUGGCAUUGGGUUGAUGGCUGAAACCAAAAACCCAAUUAAAGUUUCUGAAGUGCCUAUGCCACCACAAAAUGUCAGAGUUACGGAUCUCACGAAAAACAGUGUAACACUUGCCUGGGAAAAGCCAGCUCAUGAUGGUGGAAGCAAAGUAAUGUGCUACAACGUUGAGGUGCAAGGUAAGGAUGACAAGGGUGCCCAGAAGUGGAAUGCUUCAUGCACAGUCAAAAUCCUGGAAGCAACUAUUGCAAACCUAGUAGCAGGUGACGCAUAUUCAUUCAGAGUCAUUGCAAUCAACGAGAAGGGAAAGAGUGUACCAAAGGAACUUGGUCUACCUGUGACAACAAAAGACAUUGCUAUUGAACCCUCAAUUGAGGUGUUAUUCAACACUUACAGUGUGAAGGCUGGAGGUGAUCUUACAGUUGAAAUCCCAGUUAGGGGCCGACCUAAACCUGUUAUUGCAUGGAAACAUCAUGGCCUUCCUUUGAAGCAAACAAGCUCAUUGACAAUUCUGAAUACCAAGACCUCAUCCAAAAUUAUUAUAAAGGAGGCAGGCAGAGAACAUGUCGGAAAAUAUGAAAUCACUGCCGCAAACCCAGGUGGAAUAAAAAUAGCAGAGAUUGGAAUUAUUGUCCUUGACAAACCUGGUCCACCAACUGCUAUCAAACCAACUGCUGUAACUUCAGACAGUAUUUCAUUGUCAUGGGUUCCACCAGAGUAUGAUGGUGGCUGCUGCAUCAACAACUACAUUGUAGAGAAGAGAGAUACAAAUGCAACAGAUUGGCAAAUGGUCUCAGCCAAUGUUGCAACAACAGCAAUUAAAGCCUCCCGAUUGACAAAGGGUGCUGAAUACCAGUUCCGUAUCUAUGCUGUAAAUCGUUAUGGAAAGAGUCAACAUGCAGAUUCCCGUGGAAUUACAGCCCAGUAUAACUUCAAGCUACCUGGCCCACCAUCUACUCCUAAAGUGGCACAUGCAACCAAGAUUUACAUGCUUGUCACAUGGAAUGAGCCAGUCAAUGACGGAGGAAGCACAGUUCUUGGAUAUCAUUUGGAGCGAAAGGAGAGAACCAGCAUCAUCUGGAACAAGAUGAACAGAGGUCUCAUCAAAGAUACAGAAUACAAAGUGACUGGCAUUGAAGAGGGCAUCGGGUACGAAUACCGCGUUUACGCUGAAAACAUUGCUGGAAUUGGAAAAUGCAGCAAAGCAUGUGAGGCUGUUUCUGCAAGAGAUCCAUGCGAUCCCCCUGGCGAGCCAACAGUGACAGGUAUCACAAGAACAUCGGUAUCCCUCGCUUGGACGAAGCCAGAGUACGAUGGUGGAUCCAAGGUUACUGGUUACAUUAUUGAACGCAAAGAUCUCCCAGAAGGCCGCUGGAUGAGGUGUAACUUCACCAACGUGGUGGAAACCUACUAUGACGUCACAGGCCUGAUCAAGGACCAGCAGUAUGACUUCCGUGUCAUUGCAAAGAAUGCUGCUGGAUGCUUCAGUGACCCAUCUUAUUCCACUGGUUCAAUCACAGUCAAGGAUGAUGUGGAUCCACCACGUAUCAUGAUGGAUGUGAAGUACAGAGCUGUUGUAGUUGUGAAAGCAGGAGAUGUUCUUAAAAUCAAUGCAGAUAUCGCUGGGCGUCCACUGCCAGUUGCAUCAUGGAAAAAGGACGACAAGGAGAUCGAGCUCAGGGCCAGAAUUCAGAUUCUUGCAACAGAUACCAGCACCUCAGUAAUUGUGAAGGACUGCAUAAGGCGUGAUUCUGGACAAUAUACUUUGACUCUGCAAAACAUUGCAGGAACAGUAUCUACACCAGUGGACGUUGUGAUCCUGGAUAAGCCAGGACCUCCCGCUGGCCCCCUGGCAACUACAGGCAUUACAGCAGAAGACGUCACCUUAGCAUGGGGUCCUCCUCAAGAAGCAGGCGGCGCUGAUAUCACACACUACGUUGUUGAGAAACGUGAAACAAGCCGUCUUGCUUGGACAGUGGUGAACGGAGAUCUGAACAGGACAAAUUUCAAGGUCACAAAUCUCCUCAAGGGUAAUGAAUACAUCUUCAGGGUCACGGCCGUCAAUAAGUAUGGACUUGGUGAGGCCAUUGAGAGUGAGGUUGUCAAAGUGGCUGAUCCAUUCACAAAACCAUCUGCUCCCACAAAUUGUGAGAUCACGGAGGUAUCCAGUGAGGAGAUGACACUUGUCUGGCAGAAACCUGUUUCAGAUGGAGGCAGUGAAAUUACAGGAUAUGUGAUUGAAAGGCGCGACACGGCAGGUCUACUCUGGGUCCGUGUGAACAGAGAGCCUGUGACUGAAUUGACAACCAUAGCAACUAAACUACGAAAAGGAUAUGAAUACGUGUUCCGCGUGUUUGCUGAAAACGCUGCUGGUUUGAGUCCUCCAAGUGAAGCAUGCCCAUCGUUUAGGGCUGAAGAUGAACAGGUCGAACCAGACCCACCAAGUAAACCAAAAGUUGUUGAUUCAACCAAGAGUUCUAUCUCCAUCAUUUGGAACAAGCCACUAGAAGAUGGUGGAGCUCCAAUCCUUGGAUACAGUGUGGAGUAUAAGAAACUGAAGGACGAGGAAUGGACAGUGGCCAUUCAGAACAUAAAGAGCACAGAGUUCACCGUCUCUGGACUUACAGCAGAUGAAGAAUAUGAAUUUGCUGUUAAGGCAAUAAACAAGAUUGGUGAAAGCGAGCAAAGCCCAAUUUCUGAGCCUAUUGCAGCAAUGGAUAGAACCGUGGAGCCUAUGUUUGAUGUAGACAUAGAAAUGCGCAAGACAUUGAUUGUCAAGCAUGGCAACUCAUUCACUCUGACUGUACCAUAUAAGGGAAAACCUGCACCUUCAGUAGAAUGGAGCAAGGAGGAAGUAGAUCUCAAGGCAAGAGCAACCAUUGAAACUAAUCAAAGCUGCACUUCACUAACAAUUGAAACGGCAACAAGAAAUGACUCUGGACAGUACACUGUAACAUUAGAGAAUGGCAUUGGAGACCCAGUAACAUUACCAAUAGUUGUAAAGGUUCUUGACUCUCCUGGUCCACCACUUAAUGUAUUGGUUAAGGACGUCACCAAAGACACUGCUACCAUUACAUGGGAAGCUCCAGAAAAUGAUGGAGGUGAUGCUGUGAAGGCCUACCAUGUUGAGAAACGUGAAGCCAGCAAAAAGGCAUGGGUGUGUGUGACCAACAACUGCCACGCAUUGUCCUACAAAGUGAAAGAUUUACAAGAGGGAGCUUUCUACUACUUCAGAGUCAUGGGAGAAAACGAAUUCGGAGUGGGUGUAGCUGCUAUACCCAAGAAUGGAACAAAGAUUACAGGUUUGUCAUUUCUUUACUUUGUAUGUUAUUUUGUUAUCUGUAUGAUACUUGCAUAAAGAAAUUACCCCAUACAUUCUUAAUUGUUCAUAACUUUUGUUCUUAAUAUUUGCAGAAAAACCAAGUCCACCUCAAAAGCUUGGGGCUAUUGCGGUAACCAAGGACAGUGUUACAAUCGGAUGGACGAGACCAGAACACGAUGGUGGAAGCAGAGUAACUCAGUACUUCAUCGAAGCACUUGAGAAAGGACAACCCAAAUGGGCGAAGGUUACUCUUGUGAACACAACUUCCUUCCAAAUCAAAAACUUGAAGGAGAAUGGUGAAUACUUCUUCAGAGUUAGCGCUCAGAAUCAUGCUGGACUCGGCGAACCCAAAGAGAUGAUCAUUCCUGUUGUAGUGAAAGAUCAACUGGGUAGGUUUUCUACUCACCUCUUCUUAUUUUGACUUUUUCAUUAUAUAAAUAGUCAGUAUAUCUGUCAUGGCUAAUCGUGUAUGUUAAUUGAUCAUUAUCUAAUUGUAUAUGCUGUGACUAUUUGCUUUACAGAGGCCCCAGAUUUUGACAUGAAAAACUACCCCAGCAAUACUGUCUAUGUGAGAUCAGGAUCAAAUCUGACCUUCGAGCUUCCUAUGACCAGCAAACCUUUGGCAAAGGUUAUUCUAGCAAGAAACACCGUUAUUCUGAAACCAUCCAAGAGAUUGGUCACUCAAGUUACUGCUGAAAGCCUGAUCAUCAAACUGAACGAGAGCAUUGCAAGUGAUGCUGGCAGAUAUGACAUCAUCGCCUCCAAUACAAGUGGUAUCACCAAGAUGUUCAUCAACAUCGUUGUGUUGGAUAGACCUGGUCCUCCAACUGGCCCUAUUGAGGUUGGCGAAGUGACUGAAUCCACAGUGGCUCUCAAAUGGGCUCCUCCUGUGUAUGAUGGUGGCAGCCCAGUUACCAACUACGUUGUACUGAGACGUGAAACAAGCACACCUGCUUGGACUGAAGUGUCCUCUCAGGUUGCGAGAAGUGCCAUAAAGGCCAGCAAGCUUACCAAAGGAGAGGAAUAUCAGUUCAGAAUCAAGGCAGAGAAUCGCUUUGGUAUCAGUGACCACAUUGACACCCCACCAAUCACAGUGAAGCUUCCAUACAGUAAGUGUCUCUAUCAUUUAUUAGUAUACCAUCCAUUCCCACUAUCUUAAUCACUAUCUUAAUGUGUCUUUGAAUUAGACUGAAAUUUACUGGAUUACAUUUUUUAUUCUAGCAUUCCCUGGCCCUCCAUCAACACCAUGGGUAACCAUGGCUUCAAGAGAGAGCAUUACAGUCAACUGGAACGAGCCUGUCAUAGAUGGAGGAAACACUGUCACGGGCUACCACCUGCAAAUGAAAGAGAGAAGCAGUAUUCUGUGGCAAAAGGUCAACAAAGUAGCAAUCAUUGGAACACAGCUGAGAGUAACAAACAUCUGCCCUGGCCUCAUCUACGAAUUCAAGGUGACCGCAGAAAAUGCAGCUGGUAUCGGAAAAAUCAGCAAAACGUCAGAAGAAGUGCUCGCCAUUGAUAACUGCGGUAAAUGUCUUCUUGAUUAUUUUUGUUUUUUGGUCACUGAAUUUGUUGUGGAUGGUGUUUUAUUUUUCUCAUAAACUGUUCCUGAUCAAUUUGAUUUUGUAUUUCAGAGCCCCCGGCAGCUGUAAGAGUCUCAGAGAUCACAAAGAACUCCAUCAGUCUGGCCUGGGUUAGGCCGCCUUAUGAUGGUGGCAGCAAGAUCACUGGAUACAUGGUGGAGAGGAGGGACUGCCCUAAUGGCAGAUGGACAAGGGCCAACUUCACUAACGUGAUUGAGAUGAACUUCACAAUGUCAGGCUUGACCCAGGAUGAAUCCUACGAGUUCAGAGUUUACGCAAAGAACGCAAUCGGUUCUAUCAGCAAUCCAUCUGAUGUUGUUGGUCCAAUCACUUGUGUCGAUUCAUGUGGUGAGUUGAGCUUUUUUUACUUUUCAAUGGGUAAAGAAACUGUCAUUUGGUUGAUAUUUGAUUUACUAUUUUGUUGCUAAUAUUUUGUUUUUCUCAUGUUCAGGUGCCCCUGCAAUCGAUCUUCCUCCAGAGUAUUUAGAUGUUGUGAAAUACAAAGCCGGAUCCAUGGUUAAGAUCAGAGUGGGAAUUCUUGCCAAGCCUCUGCCAACAAUUGAGUGGUACAAGGAUGGAAAAGAAAUGGUGUCAAGCACUACACUAUCCAUCGAGAGCACCACUGAUUCCUCAGGUCUUCUCAUCAAGGACGCAACUCGUAGCCACACUGGCACAUAUGAAAUAAAGAUCAAGAACGCUCUGGGUUCGGCAUCUGCCACCAUCAGGAUGGAAGUUCUAGGUAUAUUUUUUUACAUGUCAUUUAGCUUAUGUCAUGUAAUUGUGUCAUACUUUCAUUUGCAACAGACAUGUUGUUAUGAGUUCAAUAAUGUAUUAAUGCACUGAAUGUUUUCUCCUUUUCACCAGACAAACCUGGACCACCUCCUGGCUUGAUUCAGUUUAUGUUAGUCACAGCAGACAGGAUCAUGCUCAAGUGGGAGCCAAUCACUGAUGAGGGUGGUGCUAAGGUCACCCAUUACGUUGUGGAGAAACGUGAAACCAGCAGAGUGGUAUGGUCUACCGUGUCUGAGAGACUAGAAGAGUGCUACAUAGCUGUCAUGAAGUUGGUACGAGGAAAUGAGUACAUUUUCCGUGUGAGGGGUGUCAACAAGUUCGGAAAUGGAGAACCCUUGGACUCUGAGCCUGUUGUUGCCAAAAAUCUAUUUGGUAAGUGUAAAACAAAACAGGCCAUAACAUUGUGGUAGCAAAAAACACUAUUUUGAAACAUGCAAACAGAAGUUUUAUCUGUUGAAAUAUAAAGCAGACAUUCCCCAAAAUGAUCAGCUUGACAUGCAUAUUAAGUCUUCUUAUAAGACAUACAUUCUGUUUUCUGAUGUAUUUUUUUUACUUAACCGACUCUUUAUAUUAAUUUCACAGUUACCCCAGGACAGCCUGCCACACCAGAGGUAACAACUAUAACCAAAUCAACAAUGGUAGUUGUAUGGGACAAACCAGGUGUGGAUGGCGGUAGUCAAGUAACUGGCUACUACCUUGAGAGACGUGACAAGAAGAGCCUUCGCUGGAUAAAGGUCUUGAAAGAUCCGAUUAACAACACCACUACGACUAUCUUUAACCUAACAGAAGGCAAUGAAUAUCAAUACCGUGUGUGUGCCAUCAACAAAGCCGGAGAGGGCCCCUUCUCAGAUGUGUCUGACUACUACAAAGCAGCUGAUCCAGUUGGUAAGGAAAAAUGUUUAACGUCCAUCUAACUUAUGUAAUAAGUAAAAACCAUAACCUUUACUUCUCUAUUAAAACUAUAUCUAAAUUAUGUAAAUUUUCUUUAUUAGAACCACCAUACGAACCUACUAAGCUAAAAGUGGUUGACUCAACCAAGACAUCUAUCACCCUUGGAUGGGCCAAGCCAGAGUGGGACGGAGGCAGUGAGAUCCUCAGCUACGUUGUUGAACAGCUGACGGACGUGGAAGGUCUACGACGCAAACCACGUAAAGAAGAAUCAGAAGAAGAAGAAGAGGAGGAGGAAGAAGAAGAAGCAGACGAUGGAGAAUGGGUUGUAAUCAGCCAGAAGGGAGAAGUGAGGACAGCAGAGUACGUUGUGUCCGGCCUAACACCAGAUGUUGACUACUACUUCCGCGUAUCCGCAGUCAACAUCGCAGGGCGUGGAGAGGCCAUUAAGAUGAAAGAGCCUGUUCAGGCUAAGGAUAUUCUGGGUAAGUUAACACACCUCAUGGUUUCAUUACAUCUACAUUGACAUUUUGUUUCAUGAUAAGAUUUCUUCCCUUUUCCUAGUAGUGAAAAGGCAGUAAAUAAAGUAUGUAUCUUUUAAUGAUUUUUACAGAGGAAGCUAUCUUCGAUCCAGAUGUUGCCAUGAGAACUCACUACAUCGUAAAAGCCAAGCAGGAUGUGGAGAUCACAGUGCCCCUCAAGGGCAGACCUGCACCUAGUCCUACUUGGAUGUUCGGAGAGGAGAACAUCGACAAUAAUACAAAAUAUGAAUUCCACCACACAGAUAUUACAUCAACCCUUGUUAUUCCAGAAGUCAGCCGUAAUGACUCUGGAAAGUACACUGUGAAGAUUGAAAACGGUGUAGGAGAGCCAAAGUCAAUGACGCUGUCUGUGAAGGUUCAAGACUCACCAGCUGCCUGCACGAACCUGGUGUUGAAGGAUGUCACUCGUGGCAAAGUAACCAUGUGCUGGGAAGAACCUGAACUUGAUGGUGGUGCUGAUAUUACCAAUUACAUCAUUGAAAAGAGAGACUCAUCCAAGAGAUCCUACUCUAGUGUGACAACCAAAUGCACAGAACAAUUUUAUACCAUUGAAGAUCUCUCAGAGAAAACAUCCUUCUUCUUCCGUGUAUCAGCAGAGAAUGAAUUUGGAAUAGGUGAUCCUUGCAGCACAGUUGAACCAGUAAAAGCUACAGAAACUCCUGGUCCAGUCAAAGAAGUUGCUAUGAAGGAUGCCUCAAAGACCUCUGUAACACUGCAGUGGGUAAAGCCUGAUUACGAUGGUGGAAGCAUCAUAUCUGACUACGUCAUUGAGAAGAGACUCAAGGAUGAAGAGGACUGGGCAGCCGCUGGCUGCAGCAAACUAUGUGAACACGAAGUACCAAAACUCAAAGAAACCUCACAAAUGCAUUUCAGAGUUGCCGCCAGAAAUGAGAAGGGAAAGGGUGAUUUCACUGAAAUUGGACCAAUUGAAGUGAAGGACUUUGUCAUCCCACCAGAGGCCAACCUGGAUGAGUAUCCAGGUGGGGAAAUCAGUGUCCGUGUGGGCCAUAAUGUACACAUUGAGUUGCCCUAUAAGGGUAAACCCAGACCUGCCACAUAUUGGCUUAAGGACAAUAUGCCACUGAAGGAGAGCGAACUAGUACGCUUCAGGAAAACAGACAACAAAGUUGUUCUCAUGAUCAAGAAUGUGAGACCAGAGCAUGGUGGGAAAUACACACUUACUCUUGAUAACAGGGUGUACAGGAAAUCCUUCAACGUUUUUGUCAUAACUCGCGGACCACCAUCGAAGCCUGUCGCACCCAUCAACUUUGAUGAGGUCAGAGCAGACAGUGUUACAAUAUCCUGGGAGGAGCCAAACGAUUACGGAGGUGGAGAGAUCACUUGCUACUCUGUAGAGAAGCGCGACACAUCUCAGAAUGACUGGAAGAUGGCAUGCUCUAGUGUCACUGACACAACAUUCAAGGUGCCCAACUUGAUCAAAGGAAUACAGUAUCAGUUUAGAGUGCGUGCUGAGAACAUAUAUGGAGUCAGUGAGCCACUGGUGUCACCAAGCGUCGUCGCUAAACACCAGUUCAGGCCUGCAGGUCCACCAGGAAAGCCUGUUGUGUACAACGUCACCAACGACGGAAUGACCAUUCAGUGGGAGCUGCCCGUCUUCAAUGGCGGCUGUCCAAUCAAGGGCUACCAUGUUGAGAAGAAGGAGAAGAACAGUGUCAUGUGGCAGAAAGUCAACACUGUGGCUAUCCCUGGAACAGACUACAGAAUCCUUGGCCUUAUUGAAGGACUGGAAUAUCAAUUCAGAGUCUACGCACAGAAUGAUGCUGGAUUCAGCCGCAAGAGUGACGAAAGCAACACCACCAUGGCAGUUUCUCCAGUUGGUAAGUCCUUAUUCAAAUGGAAACUAAUCAUGGUUUACUGUUAAUAAUGGUAUACUGUUAUUCAUCCCCGGGCUGAACAAGGCAGUGAGUUUCAGGUCAGCAAUGGGUGCAGCAUACCCUUUCAUUAAAGCGGCAAUCAGCAGUAGAAACAAUAACAAAGCAGACACCCCGCCUCUGGUUCUGUAAAAAGCUGAGGGAUGGGGCUUGAGAAAUGUAACCACACUCAAAUUCAUAGACAGAGCUAUGGAUGCAAGGAGUAAAAUAAGCUUAUAUUUUAGGUUCUGGUGGGGAACUAAGCUCAUGAGGCAUUUAUAAUUUAUAUUCUUCAAGAAUCAAUGGGUACAUAUCUUUAAUUUAUAAGUCCAAAAAUGGAUGUAGCGCAACUGCUGAUUGCGACUUUAACGUACAUAUUCUUACAAUCAACACAUAGAUGGUAUGAAAUCCAAUGCCUAUGAAAGUGCAAGUACCAUGAAUAUCUUAUGUAAUAGGGAAGUAUAAACCAAGUGAUUUAAGCACAUUCCCAGACUUAGUCCACGUGUGAUUCAAACAUGUGAAAGUGAAUGUGUUCCUCUUUUAGAUCCACCUGGUCAACCUGACUACACUGAUGUGACCAGCAAUUCUGUCGCACUGAAAUGGGACGCACCCAAACGUGAUGGAGGCAGCAAGAUUGUGGCCUACAAUGUUGAGAAACGCCAAGGACAGGGCCGCUGGCUGAAGAGCAACUUCACUGAUGUCCACGACACCCAGUUUACUGUCACUGGUCUUGCUUGCAAUGAACGCUAUGAGUUCAGAAUUAUUGCAAGAAAUGCUAUUGGCGUAAUGAGUCCCCCAUCUAACUCAUCUGGAUACAUCGUGGUCAGAGAUGAAAGUGGUAAGUGAAUACAUUAUAUGUUGAAAUAAUAAUAAUAAUACGUUUGACAUGAUAAUAUUAAUAUGUAAUAUGUUUUGCAUUGUAUAAAACACUAAUGAUGUACAUGUUCACCUUUUGUCUUUCCAGCUUCUCCAAACAUUGAGUUUGGCCCAGAGUAUUUUGAGGGACUCACAAUCAAGGCAGGAGACAAUAUGAGACUGAAGGUAUCGAUCACUGGACGGCCACAGCCCAAGGUUGUGUGGUUCAGAGACGGCGUGCAAAUCACCAAGUCGAUGAUGGACACCACCACAGUUGCUGGAUCAAGCAUGCUCUUUGUACGUGAUGCUGACCGCAGUCACAAAGGAACUUACACAGUGGAAGCCACCAAUAACCAAGGAACCAAGAAGGAGGACAUCAUUGUCCAAGUCCAUGGUUGGUUUCGUUUUACUGUCACAACAUUCAAAUAGCACUGUGAUUUAUCUUGUUGACAUCAUUGUAGAUAGUUGAUCGGCCUUGUACUGUACAUGUCAAAUGUUUAUGAUCCUCUAUUCUUAUCUAGAUACUCCUGGAGAACCGGUGGGACCUAUCAUUUUCAGUGAUAUCUCUGAAGGAAAAGUGACCCUCACAUGGAAUCCACCGGAGAAUGACGGCUGCUCGGACAUCGCUCACUACAUUGUUGAGAAGCGUGAGACCUCUAAGAUCUCUUGGGCACUUGUCUCGGAUUGCUGUAAAGAAACAGUAUACCACGCCACCAAGCUGAUGAAGACCAAUGAGUACCAGUUCCGUGUUUCUGCUGUCAACAGGUUUGGUACCGGCCGACCAUUGGAUUCAAGUCCCAUCAUUGCACAAAUGCAAUACAGUAAGUCCAAGGGCUCUAUUUUAACAAACCUAACGCAAUGGUCAAUCUAAGCGCAGGCGGUGUGUCAGAAAUAUCUUUGCUAUUUUCACUAUCACAAUUAUCGGCGCACUUGCUGGCGUUGGCGGGAAAGGACUUGGUUUUGAUUCAUAAAGAAGUUGUGGGUGUGUGGAGGCUAGGCCCCUCACUGGCCAAUCAGAACAUGCUCCAUGGCGAAAUAUGUGGUUGCUUCAAGUUGUGUAUUUACGGUCUUAUGUAUUGCCUUGGAAUCAAUUCCAAUUCCAAUGUUAGUCCCGUUAUAGUUUGUUAAAUGGCUUACAGAAACGAAAUAACAAAAUGUAGACCUAUCUUUGCUAAAUAUGUUAACUCAAAUCAAAUCAAAUUUUAUUUGUCACAUACACGUUUAGCAGAUGUUAUUGCGGGUAUAGCGAAAUGCUUGUGUUUCUAGCUCCAACAGUGCAGUAUAUCUAACAAUUCACAACAACACACACUAUACACACAACCUAAAAGUAAAAGAAUAGAAUUAAGGAAUAUAUAAAUAUUAGGAUGAGCAAUGUCGGAGUGGCAUAGACUAAAAUACAGUAGAAUAGAAUACAGUAUAUACAUAUGAGAUGAGUAAAGCAAAAAUAUGUAAACAUUAUUAGAGUGACUAGUGUUCCAUUAUUAGUGGCCAGUGAUUUCAAGUCUAUGUAUAUGCAGCCUCUAAGGUGCAGGGUUACGUAACUGGGUGAAAGCCGCCUAUUGAUGGCUAUUUAACAGUCUGAUGGCCUUGAGAUACAAGCUGUUUUUCAGUAUCUCUGUCCCAUCUUUGAUGCACCUGUACUGACCUCGCCUUCUGGAUGAUAGCGGGGUGAACAGGCAGUGGCUCGGGUGGUUGUUGUCCUUGAUGAUAUUUUUGGCCUUCCUGUGAAAUCGGGUGCUGUAGGUGUCCUGGAGGGCAGGUAGUUUGCCCCAGGUGAUAUUUACAUUUACAUUUACAUUUUAGUCAUUUAGCAGACGCUCUUAUCCAGAGUGACUUACAGUUAGCGCAUACAUUAUUUUAUCGAACCCACAACCCUGGCGUUGCAAACGCCAUGCUCUACCAACUGAGCUACAUCCCCUGCCGGCCAUUCCCUCCCCUACCCUGGACGACGCUGGGCCAAUUGUGCGCCGCCCCAUGGGUCUCCCGGUCGCGGCCGACUACAACAGAGCCUGGAUUCGAACCAGGAUCUCUAGUGGCACAGCUAGCACUGCGAUGCAGUGCCUUAGACCACUGCGCCACUCGGGAGUUAUAUGUUGGGCAGACAGCACCAGGACAGCACAGGAGAGCCCUGUGGUUGCGGGCGGUGCAGUUGCCGUACCAGGCAAUGAUAUAGCCGACAGGAUGCUCUCAAUUGUGCAUCUGUAAAAGUUUGUGAGGGUUUUAGGUGCAAGACACAUUUCUUCAGCCUCCUAAGGUUGAAGAGGCGCUGUUGCGCCUUCUUCACCACAUGUCUUUGUGGGUGGACCAUUUCAGAUCGUCAGUGAUGUGUACACCGAGGAACUUGAAGCUUUCCACCUGCUCCACAGCAGUCCCGUAGAUGUGGAUAGGGGCAUGCUCCAUCUGCUGUUUCCUGAAGUCCACGAUCAGCUCCUUUGUUUUGUCGACAUUGAGGGAGAGGUUAUUUUCCUGGCAUCACUUAAUGAUGAGCUUGGAGGGUACUAUGGUGUUGAAUUCUGAUCUAUAGUCAAUGAACAGCAUUCUAACAUAGGUAUUCCUCUUGUCCAGAUGGGAUAGGGCAGUGUGCAGUGCGAUGGCGAUUGCAUCAUCUGUGGAUCUAGGGAGAGAUUGAAUAUGUCCGUUAACACUCCAGCCAGCUGGUCUGCGCAUGCUCUGAGGACACGGCUAGGGAUGCCGUCUGGGGUCAGCCUUGCAAGGGUUAACACGAUUAAAUGUCUUACUCACGUCGGCCACAGAGAAGGAGAGCCCACAGUCCUUGGUAGCGGGCUGCGUUGGUGGUACUGUGUUAUCCUCAAAGCGGACGAAGAAGGUGUUUAGCUUGUCCGGGAGCAAGACGUCGGUGUCCGCGACGUGGUUGGUUUUCCCUUUGUAGUCUGUGAUUGUCUGUAGACCCUGCCACAUACUUGAACCCAUUUGCAGUCCACAUUGUUCUAAGUAAUUGCGUGGCUUCAAUAGCAUUCACACUGAUAUAGGGGCCAGGCCUACUGUCAAUUGCAUUAUAGCUGAGCAUGGACAUGCCAAACAUUGUCAAUAAGCAAGAUUACAUUAAUUAUUGAUAAGGCCUAAAAAGAGAACAAAUAGUUAUAAUCAAAUUCUAAACAAAACGAAACAACAACUUAUUUUAAAUAGGCUAUGUCACACUUACAGCCACCAUAAUUUCUCCUCGUGGGCAUAUAAUAUUAAAACAACGCAGACUAUGGAGGGUUUUACGCACAUUCCAACUUUUCACAGUAGCUGGACAAAGAUCCAAUAUAUAUAGAAAGGGAGAAUGUCCACUCACCCUUAUACUGCUCCCAAAUAGGCCUGGAAGGUGAAUCAUUCUAAUAAGUUUGGUUGUAAUAAAAAUUAACGAAAAUAAAUGUAAUGAUAUCAUAAAAUCGCCAGGAUAAAAAAGACAGGCAUUGCUGUUGAACAGCCUUUGUUAUAGUAGGCCUAAGGGAGGGCUUGGGUUUGUAACAUAUGAAAUGGAAAACAAGCCAUUUUUACAGGUUACAGGUCACUUCUAAAUACGAGGUUCACCUGUAUUUACAGAAGGAUCUCAUCUCUCGUUUCAUGAUGGGCAUUGACAGGUAGCCUACAUCAUGGAGGGGGAUUUAAGCAAGUCCAAAAUGUGGGCCUGCCUACAAUGCAUAGAUAAAAAGGGAAUGUCAGCUCACUGUUUAACUCCUCUCAAACUUGAUAUUUUAAUAAAGCUUUGGUGAUUAAGAUUUAUUUCCAAGCGGUCUCAGGAGCCAAACCCUUUAUCGACAGUCUUGACUACUUCACGAUUGCGUUGAGGCUAUGCUUGGUUUUUAAUCAAAUAAAAGGAAAUGGGGAAAAACACAUGUUUUUUAUGUUUCUAAAUACGAAGUAUACAGGCACCAAAAGCACAUUAGGCUACUCUUGUUCCAUGCGCAUAUGGGCAGUGUGCAUCACGGCUGGAUAGGCUGCGUUUCCGCUGUCAAAAUUCAUCCCAUAACCAACUGCAUUACCGCUAAAACCAGCUUUUGGUUGGUCUUAAAUAUCCCUAUCAGUGCUGCCUGAAAUUAGCACUUUGGAUCAUGUUUUUAAAGAGGCACCUCUAAUAUUUCCACCCCGUCCAUCUGAGGGCAAGCGAGCUGAUAUAAGACAGGUAAAUUGCAGAAACUGGGGUUAGGGUUGGAAAAUGCCAGUGCGGCAGUUUUUACAUGACGAAAUUGCUAACUAACAUGCGUUUGACACAAGAGCCGCCUUAACACCAGCCCCAUGUCUGAAUAUGAUUUUGGCAUUUUUAACAGCCCACUUUACCAAAUGUAUGUCUUAAUAAUUAUUUACCCCCUUUUCCUACAGCUACUCCUGAAGCACCUGGCACACCUGAUUCCACGGCAGUUUCUGGAGACAGUAUCACACUGGCAUGGGAAGCUCCCACAUCUGAUGGAGGCAAUCCUAUUCAGUACUACAUUGUUGAAAAACGUGAGAAGAAGACUGUCCGCUGGGACAAGGUGAGGUCAAAGAAGCCCAUUGUGGAGCCUGCACACCGGGUGGAUCAUCUCACUGAAGAUAUGGAGUACGAGUUCCGUGUGAUGGCAGUAAACAACGCUGGUAUCGGCGCACCCAGUAACAUCUCAAUGGCCAUUAAAGCCAGCGAGCCAAAGGAUAUUGCAUGCGCUUCAUCUGUGGUUCAUGUAACUGACUCUACAGAUACAACUAUCAGUUUGGAAUGGACCAAGCCUAAAGACGAUGGUGGCAGUCCCAUCUAUGGAUACGUCAUUGAGUUGCACAAGGUAUCUGAGGAAGAACUAAAAGAAAUACUAGCUAAACCUAAGAAGGUGGUAGACAGCUCAGAAGAUGAAGAUGAAGAGGAGGAGGAAGAAGAGAAAGAAGAGGAUACCAGAGAAUGGAUCAGAAUCAAUGAGGAUCUGGUCAAUGACACAAAAUACGUUGCAACUGGUUUGGAAACUGGUUCAUACUACCUGCUUCGUGUUUCUGCCCAGAAUAGUAUUGGAAAGGGAGAGGAGCAAGAGAUUCCUGAGCCAGUACAGGCUGUGGACAGACACGUAAAACCUGACGUUGAUAUUGAUGCUACCUUCAAACAAACACACAUUGUGAAGAAGGGAGGCACCGUCUGUCUCCGUAUAGCCUACAAAGGAAAACCAACUCCUUCAGUUAAAUGGAGUAAGGAAGAUGAAGAAGAACUUGGUGUUAUGACAGAUAUUACUACUACAGAGACCUACACUGCUCUGACAAUAGAAAAGUGUACCAGAUAUGAUUCUGGAAGAUACACCCUUACUCUGGAGAACAGCAGUGGCGUAAGGGAAGUUGAUUUCAUUGUAAAGGUGUUGGAUACACCUGGACCUCCAGGACCUAUUGCAUUUGCAGAAGUGUCCAGAGGAGCACUGACACUGGUUUGGGAACCUCCAGCUAAUGAAGGCGGAGCACGCAUUCAACAUUACAUCGUAGAGAGGCGUGAGGCAAGUCGUCGUACCUGGAACCAAUCCGGUGGCAAGGUCACUGCGCUAUCCUUACAUAUCCAGGAUCUUCUGGAAGGUGUUCCCUACUUUUUCAGAGUCUCAGGAGAGAACCAGUAUGGUAUUGGCGAGCCUUUUGAGACAAUAGAUCCCAUUAUUGCUACUGCAGAGCCUUCUUCACCAAUGAGAUUGGAUGUUGUGGACGUCACAGACACUACAGCAACACUCUCAUGGGUCAAACCCGAGCAUGACGGUGGUAGUCGUAUCACAGGAUACAUCAUUGAGCAUAAGGCAAAGACCACAGAUAAAUGGGUCAUUGGUGGUGAGACCAAGAACGAGAGCAUCACUCUAGAGUUAUGUAGGACUGCAGAAUAUGAAUUCCGCGUUAAGGCAAAGAACGAUGCCGGCAGCAGCUUACCAAGAGAAGCACUAUCCUCAGUGGUAAUCAAAGAGCCACAGAUUGAACCAACUGCAGAUCUCAGUGAAAUAUCUAACCAGGAGAUCAUCUGUAAAGUGGGUAAUACCUUCACCAUCGAUGUUCCCAUCACUGGUAGACCAGCACCGAAGGUAAUCUGGAAACUGGAGGAGAUGAGACUGAAGGACACUGAAAGGGUUACAAUCAAGACUGUCAAAGACAGGACAACCCUGUCUGUCAGAGACGCCAUGAGGGGCGAUGGUGGCAGAUACUUCCUCAGUCUGGAAAAUUCUGCUGGAUCCAAGACGUUCUUCGUUACUGUCAAGGUCAUUGGAAGACCUGGUCCCCCCGUUGAACCCGUUGAAGUUUCAUCCAUAACAUCAGAAUCAUGUGAGAUUGCUUGGGCAGCACCAGAGGAUGACGGUGGAACGGAUAUCACCAACUACAUCGUUGAGAAGCGUGAAUCUGGCUCCACUGCCUGGACGCUCAUCAACUCCAGUGUGAAGCGCACCAACCUCAGUGUGGGACAUCUGACAAAGUACAUGCAAUACACCUUCCGCGUCAGUGCUGAGAACAGAUUUGGCACAAGCAAAUCAACUGAAUCUGAGACCAUUGUCGCUGAGAAUCCAUUCGGUGAGUAUAUGUUAAGAGAAAUCUAUGUUUCAAAUGUUUAGUGUUUUCACACGUUAAUAGUUAAGAGUGAAAAGUUUAAACUGAAUUGAGUGAUAUUGUUUGUGUUGAUAAUAGGUCCUCCUGGUCCACCAACCAGACCUUCUGUAUACAACGUUGCUUCCACCACCUGCCACAUUCGCUGGGAGGAGCCAUACCAUGAUGGUGGCAGCAAGGUGACUGGAUACUGGAUUGAAAAGAAAGAACGCAACAACAUCCUUUGGGUGAGGGAGAACAAGAUCCCAUGCUUUGAAUGCGACUACAGUGUAGAUGGACUUAUUGAAGGCCUUUCGUACCAGUUCCGUGUCUUUGCAAUGAACAGUGGUGGCCUUGGCAAAGCUAGCGAGGCAUCCAAGCCUAUGGUGGCUCAAAAUCCAGUUGGUAAGUACUGAUUUCCCCCCAAAACUUUGGGAUACUAUUACAUGUCCAUAAUACAUGUGUUUAAGGAAAGCAGACUCCUGAUUCCUAUUAAUCUUGUGUCUAGAUCCUCCUGGUAGACCAGAAGUAACUGAGGUGGGCAGAUCUACAGUGUCCAUCAAAUGGUCUACACCACUUGACGAUGGUGGCUUCCCAAUUGUGGGUUACAUUGUUGAGCGCAAGCCAUACACCAUCACUGGCGAAGGUCGCUGGCUGAAGUGUAACUACACCAAUGUCACAGAAAAUAACUUCUCGAUCACUGCACUUGGUGAAGGAGAGGUCUACGAGUUCCGAGUCAUUGCCAAGAACUCCAACCAAGUUUUCAGUAUGCCUUCAGAGUCAACCGGCGCAGUCACAUGCAAAGCAGAAUACAGUAAGAUAUAUAUACUUCUAAAUAUAUUGACUUUAAAUUAUAUGUCCAAAUUGAAAUCAACUAUCAUUUACUAAGUCGGAUUCUUUCUCUUUUAUUUUCGUAGCUCCUCCAAAGGCAGACCUCGACAGCAAACUUCUGGUAGACACGGUUACAAUCAGAGCCGGCGCAGACCUUGUUCUGGACGCUACUAUUGGUGGUAAACCUGACCCCAAAGUGUUCUGGGCCAAGGGAGAGAAGGAACUGGAGCUGUGUGAAAAGUAUUCCCUGCAGUACACCAACACACGUGCUAUGGCCAUUAUCAAAUUCUGUGACAGAGAUGAUACCGGGAAGUACGUUCUCACUGUGAAGAACGCCAGUGGCAUCAAGUCAGCCGAAGUUAACGUGCAAGUACUUGGUAAGUGUAAAUAAAGAAAUUAAAUGACAAAGUUGGAAACAAAUGGGGCUUACCUUGAUCUCAUACCAUAAAUUAAUGUGUUCCUUUCAGAUACACCUGGUGCUCCUGACGGCAAAAUCACAAUCAGCCAUAUUUCUGAAGAGAAAUGCACCGUGUCUUGGAAACCCCCUCUGGAGAGUGGUGGUGACCCGGUGACACAUUACAUUGUUGAGAGACGCGACACCAACAGACUCAACUGGGUGAUCAUGGAAGCUGAGUGCAAAGAACACACCUGUGAGAUCACCAGACUGUUCAAGAACAAUGAGUACCUCUUCCGCGUGAGAGGCGCCAACAAGUAUGGAUCUGGCGUUCCACUGCAAUCUGGUCCUAUCAUUGCCAGAAACAUGUUCAGUAAGUAGAACAUCUUCCAUCUUUCAUAUUAUCUUGCAACAUGAUAUGUUAUUGCAUUCUAUGAUAUAAUCAGGUGUCAUUUGGAAAAUAGAUUUGUAAUCUCAAGAUGAUCUGCUGAAUAAAUAAAGGAUAAAUAAAUACAAAUAAAAGAUUGAGAUUGAGAUGAUAAUCUAACAAUAAAUUAUUCUGUCAUAUUACAGCUGUCCCAUCUGCUCCUGGCACACCAGAGAUUCUUGCUGUAGGAAAAGAUUUUGCUAGCAUUGAAUGGCUAAAAUCAGAGACCGACGGUGGCAGUCCUAUAACUGGUUAUCUGAUUGAGAAACAUGAAAAGAAGAGUGCCAGAUGGAUCAAGGUGAACAGAGAUGCAACACUUAUGGACACAAGCUUCAAGAUAACUGGCCUUGUGGAGGGCAACAUCUACCAGUUCCGUGUAUCAGCUGUCAACAAGGCUGGUGAGAGUGAACCCAGUGAGCUGUCUCUAUAUGCUGUCUGCAGAACGCCAACAAGUAAGUGUCCUACAAUUUAUCUAUUGCACAAAAUUCUAUGUUACCAGUGCACUGUUAAAGAAGUUAAACUAAGUUAAUGUAAUACUGUUAAGUUACUGACUGUUGUCCUGUUGUUGUUUUUCUUUGUUCUUGUCUUUUUAUAAAUAUAAUUGGCACAUCGGGUGGGUGGUUGUUUGGUUGGGUUGGACUGGGAUGUUGGCUCGGAUGGGUGGAGAUGGGGGGGGUUUGGAGUGCGAGGAGUUUUAUUUCAGGGGGGACUGUGGGGGGGGGUCUUGGAUGGUAGAGGGGCGGUAGAGGGGCGGUUGAGGGGCGGUUUCCAGGGGGGGGGGGGGGGUGCUCUUGGAUGGUUGGGGGCGGUGGGUGGCCUGGCAGUUGGGAGCGUUGGGCCCAGUGGCCGAGAGGUCGCUGGUUCGGGUCCCCGAGUCGGCUGGGUGGGGGAUCUGUCGAUGUGCCAUUGAGCGGGGUGCUUGUCCCUGAUUGCUCCUGUGGGUCUCUCUUGAUGGGAGUGUCUGUUGAAUGACUGAAAUGUAAUGUAAAUGUUGAGCAGCUUCACUGCAGGUAUGUUAACUUUUUAUUUUAUUUUGUAUUACUGACUGUUAAUAUUGUGUGUCCCUCAGGUACUCCUCCUCCUCCCACAAUUCCACGUAUUAUCGAUACUACCAAGGACAGUGUCAGCCUUGCUUGGACCAGACCCUUGGAGGACGGAGGUUCUGAUAUCAUCGGUUACGUUCUGGAGAUGCAACAACAGGAGGAGGGAGUUGAGAAGCCGCCUGAGCCAAAACCUGAGAAGGUACCUGAGAAGGUCGUUUCGAAGGGAGCCAGUCUAGGAGCCAAGAAAACAGUUGUGUUUGUGGAGGAAGAGUCGGAGGAGGAAGACGAUGAGGAGGAGGAGGAGGAGGAGGAGGAAGAGGAAGGUACAGGUGUGUGGGUUAAGGCCCAUGAGAAGAACCUGAGACUCACAGAACACGUUGUGACUGGCCUUACAACUGGCAAGAUGUACCGCUUCAGAGUGGCUGCAGUUAACUUCAAUGGAGUCGGUGAAUUUAGUAGAGCCUGCGCAGCAGUCGAGGUUAUCGAGAAAAUUGGUGAGUUAGGAGCAUUAGCUUAGCCUAAGGAAUAGGAAUGAUUCUGCAUUUCCACCGUAUAACUUCAAUCCAUGAACCAUGAGUUAAAAUUCCUCCCACAAACAAACAAAAUUGUAGCCUACACAAUUUUUCCUUCAUUUGUUUUGAUUCAUUUUGUUAGUUUCCCGUGAGAUUAAUAAUUGCCUUCCUUUUAACACAGAAACUCCUGAUAUUGAGCUUCAUGAUGAUAUGACCAAGACCAUCUGCCUGAGAGCCGGAGGUUCUCUUCGUCUCUUUGCCACGGUCACUGGACGACCAAUCCCUGCAGUUACCUGGAGCAAACCUGGUGUCGACCUCAACAACCGUGGCUUCAUUGAAGUCACUAAAACUUCCACACAAAUCAUUAUUGACAAAGUGCACCGCUAUGAUGCUGGCAAAUAUACCAUUGAGGCAAAGAAUGAAACUGGCGAAAAGACAGCUACCAUUAUUGUCAAGGUCUAUGGUAAGAUUUUUCGAAUGUAAGUCUUUACCCACUUGUUAUAGAAUGCUGUCAUAGGUAUAUGGGUUUUUAACCUUAAAUGUGCUUCCUCUUUUCAGAUACUCCUGGUCCAACCGGCCCAAUUAAGAUCAAGGAACUUGAGAAGGACUCCAUUACCAUUGCAUGGGAUCCUCCUACUGUUGAUGGUGGAGCACCAGUGAAUAACUACAUCAUUGAGAGACGCGAAGCAUCAAUGAGAGCUUACAAGACAGUGACAUCCAAAUGCAGCAAGACAUCAUACAAAAUCGACGGACUCUUCGAGGGAAUGCUGUAUUACUUCAGAGUCCUCCCAGAAAACCUGUACGGUGUGGGAGAGCCAUGUGAAACCCCUGAUGUCAUUUUGGUGUGUGAGGUGCCUAUGCCCCCUGCGACACUGGAGGUUAUGGAUAUUACCAAGACCACAGUAACACUUGGAUGGGAUAAACCAGAGCAUGACGGUGGAAGCAGACUCACAGGCUACAUCAUUGAAGCUUGCAAAUUCGGCACAGACAAAUGGAUGAAGGUGACAACAGUGAAGACAACUGACUUUGAGUUCACUAUGACUUCUUUGACUGAGAAAGACCAGUUUAUGUUCAGAGUAAGAGCUGUUAACAGCAGGGGAGCCAGUGCACCAAAGGAGCUUGUUGCAGCCGUAACAGUCCAAGAACAAAGAGGUUUGAAAUGUGUAAACUUCAUAAAUGCUUCAUAUAUAUCUAAUUGAACUAACCUAUCAACUAUUCAAGCACAUUUUUACAUAACAUAUCUUUCUGUUUUACAGUUCUGCCAAAGGUUGAUCUGUCUAGCAUCCCACAGAAGUUUGUCAAUGUGUUGGCUGGUAAACCACUUGAGCUGCACUUGCCAAUAGUCGGUAGACCCCCACCAGUUUGCUCAUGGUACUUCCGUGGUCAGAAGCUGAAGAUCACUGAGCGUACGAAGAUUCAGACCACUGGAAAGUUCUCUAAGCUAACCGUGCUUGAUACAACCAUCAAUGACAGCGGUAGCUACACUCUCGAAGUGAAGAACGUCACAGGAGAGACCUCUGAGAUCAUUAAAGUGAUCAUUCUUGGUAUGUACCUUCUAACAUAACACGAACUGAGGUCGUCACAUACAGUAAGUUAUGAAUAUAAGACAAUGACAAUACCAUUCCUCUCUGGGGGGUUUUCAGACAAACCUGAUGAGCCUAAAGGACCAGUCAGGUUCGAUGGAGUUGAUGCCACCUCAGUGACCAUCAGCUGGGAUCCUCCAGAGAGAACCGGAGGUGCCCCUGUCAGUGGAUAUGUUGUUGAGCAGCGUGAAGCCCACCGUCCUGGAUGGCUGCCAGUGUCUGACUCUGUCAGUAGACCAACAUUCACCUUCGUCAAACUGACAGAAGGAGAUGAAUACAUGUUCCGUGUCGCAGCAGUCAAUCGCUACGGCGUUGGUAACUGGCUGCAGUCUGAAGUUGUGAUGUGCAAGAGCGCAACGAGUAAGACAUGUUUUUAUACUAUAUCAUGUAGCAUACUUGAGUUGUUGCUCUUUAUUUAAAAAACAGAAGGAAACAGGAAUGAAUAUCCUGGGCUCUAUUUUAAUAAACCUAAAGCAAUGGUAAAUCUAAGCGCAGGCGUUAGCGCUAUAGGUUCAUGGGUGUGUCAGAAAUAUCUUUGCCAUUUUCACGAUCACAAUUAUCGGCGCACUUGCUGGCGUUGGCGUGAAAGGGCUGGGUUUUGGGUGUGUCGAAGCUAGGCCCCUCACUGGCAAAUCAGAACGUGCUCAAUGGUGAAAUGUGGUUGCUUCAAGUUGUGUAUUUACAGUAUUUUAUGUAUUGCCUUGGAAUCAACAACAAUUCCAAUAUUAGUCUGUUGUAGUGUGUUAAAUGGCUUACAGCAACCACACUGAUAUAGGGCCUAGGCCUACUGUAAAUUGCAUUAUGGCUGAGCAUGGACAUGCCAAACAUUGUCAUUAAGCGAGAUUAAAUUAAUUAUUGACAAGGCUUAAAAAGAGAACAAAUAAUUAUAAUCAAAUUCUAAACAAAACAACAGCCUGUUUUAAAUAGGCUAUGUCACUUACAGCCACCAUAUUUUUUCCCCGUGGGCAUAUAAUAUUAAAACAACGCAGACUAUGGAGGGUUUUAUUUACACACAUUCAAACUUUUCACAGUAGCUGGACAAAGAUCCAAUAUAUAUAGAAAAGGAGAAUGUCCACUCACCCUUAUACUGCUCCCAAAUAGGCCUAUGUUUUAUGAACAUAAUCAGAACCAUCUUACAGAUCAGAUCGCAUUCACACAUCUCAAGAAGUUGCAUUGCAAGCUCGCCAUGGACGUUGUCACCAUAAUACCAGGAAGGUGAAUCAUUCUAAGUUUGGGUGUAAUAAAAUUAAACGAAAAACAAGCAAUCAAUUUGUUUUAAACAACAAUAAAUACAUGUAAAAUAUAAUGAUAGCGUAAAAUCGGCAAGAUAAUAAAGAAACACACUUUGUUAUAGUAAGCCUAAGGGAGGGCCUGGGUAGUAGGCCUAAGGGAGGGCUUGGGUAGUAGGCCUAAGGGAGGGCUUGGGUAGUAGGCCUAAGGGAGGGCCUGGGUAGUAGGCCUAAGGGAGGGCUUGGGUAGUAGGCCUAAGGGAGGGCCUGGGUAGUAGGCCUAAGGGAGGGCUUGGGUAGUAGGCCUAAGGGAGGGCUUGGGUAGUAGGCCUAAGGGAGGGCUUGGGUAGUAGGCCUAAGGGAGGGCCUGGGUAGUAGGCCUAAGGGAGGGCUUGGGUAGUAGGCCUAAGGGAGGGCUUGGGUAGUAGGCCUAAGGGAGGGCCUGGGUAGUAGGCCUAAGGGAGGGCCUGGGUAGUAGGCCUAAGGGAGGGCUUGGGUAGUAGGCCUAAGGGAGGGCUUGGGUAGUAGGCCUAAGGGAGGGCUUGGGUAGUAGGCCUAAGGGAGGGCCUGGGUAGUAGGCCUAAGGGAGGGCUUGGGUAGUAGGCCUAAGGGAGGGCCUGGGUAGUAGGCCUAAGGGAGGGCUUGGGUAGUAGGCCUAAGGGAGGGCUUGGGUAGUAGGCCUAAGGGAGGGCCUGGGUAGUAGGCCUAAGGGAGGGCCUGGGUAGUAGGCCUAAGGGAGGGCCUGGGUAGUAGGCCUAAGGGAGGGCCUGGGUAGUAGGCCUAAGGGAGGGCUUGGGUAGUAGGCCUAAGGGAGGGCCUGGGUAGUAGGCCUAAGGGAGGGCCUGGGUAGUAGGCCUAAGGGAGGGCCUGGGUAGUAGGCCUAAGGGAGGGCUUGGGUUUGUAACAAAUGAAAUGGAAAACAAGCAAUUUUUACAGGUUACAGAUCACUUCUAAAUACAAGGUUCACCGGUAUUUACAGAGGCUCUCAUCUCUCGUUUCAUGGUGGGCAUUGACAGGUAGCCUACAUCAUGGAGGGGGUUUUACGCACGUCCAAAACAGGACCUGCAUGGCUAAAAAAUGUGGGCCUGCCUACAAUGCAUAGAUAAAAAGGGAACGUCAGCUCACUGUUUAACUCCUCUCAAACUUGAUAUUUUAAUAAAGCUUUGGUAAUUAAGAUUUAUUUCCAAGCGGUCUCAGGAGCGAAAACCUUUAUGAACAGUCUUGACUACUUCGCAAUUGCAUUGGGAAAUAAAACAAAAUGUAUAACUAAGUAUACAGGCACCAAAAGCACAUUAGGCUACUCUUGUUCCAUGCGCAUAUGGGCAGUGUGCAUCACGGCUGGAUAGGCUGCGUUUCCGCUGUCAAAAUUCAUCCCAUAACCAACUGCAUUACCGCUAAAACCAGCUUUUGGUUGGUCUUAAAUAUCCCUAUCAGUGCUGCCUGAAAUUAGCACUUUGGAUCAUGUUUUUAAAGAGACACCUCUAAUAUUUCCAGCCCGCCCAUCUGAGGGCAAGCGAGCUGAUAUAAGAAAAGGUAAAUUGCUGAACCUGGCGUUAGGGAAAAUGCCAGUGAUACAUUUUUUACAUGGCAAAAUUGCUGCGUGCGUUUGACACUAGCGCCACCUUAACGCCAGCUGAAAAUAGAGCCCCCUAUGUAUCUUGUUUUUUGUUUACAGACAUCCCUGGACCUCCAGGCAGACCGACAGUAUUUGACAUGUCUCGUGAUGGCAUGACCAUUGCAUGGCUGGAACCAGAGGAUGAUGGUGGAUCCGAGGUGUCUGGAUACAUCAUUGAGCGCAAGGAGGUCCGAUCUGACAGAUGGGUGCGUUCUAACAAGAACCCAGUCACCAUGACCAGAUACAGAUCAACAGGUCUGAUAGAAGGCCUUGAGUAUGAACAUAGAGUAACGGCAAUCAACGCCAGAGGUGUUGGCAAACCAAGUGUUGUCUCCUUAACGGCAGUGGCAACUGAUCCCGUUGGUAAGUACCCUUUACUGGAUUUAAUUCCAUUAAAUCGCUGUCAUAAUGCAGAUAUUUAGGAUAAAUAUUAGAUAAAGACAUUAAAUACACUGAGUAUGCAAAACAUUAAGAACACCUGCUCUUUCCAUGACAUGACCAGGUGAAUACAAGUGAAAGCUAUGAUCCCUUAUUGAUGUCACUUGUUAAAUCCACUUCAAUCAGUAUAGAUGAAGGGGAGGAGACAGGUUAAAGAAGGAUUUUUAAACCUUGAGACAUGGAUUGUGUAUGUGUGCCAUUCAGAGGGUGAAAGGGCAACACAAAAGAUUUAAGUGCCUUUGAACGGGAUAUGGUAGUAGGUGCCAGGCACACAGGUUUGUGUCAAGAACUGCAACGCUGCUGGGUUUUUCACACUCAACAGUUCCCUGUGUGUAUCAAGAAUAGUCCACCACCGAAAGGACAUCCAGCCAACUUGACACAAUUGUGGGCAGCAUUGGAGUCAACAUCGGUCAGCAUCCCUAUGGAGAAUUUUUGACACCUUGUAGAGUACAUGCCUCGACGAAUUGUCAUAGGUAUAUGGGUUCUGAGGGCAAAAUGGGGGGGGGGGGGACUCAAUAUUAGGAAGGUGUUCCUAAUGUUUGGUAUACCCAGCAUAUUUAACAUAAUUGGAGAUUGAGAUAGAUAUAGACAAGGAUAUUCAUUUAUUGGUUCACCCUCACAGAUCCACCUGGCUCACCCCAGAACCCAAGAGUCACAGACACCACAAAAUCAUCAGUGUCCCUGGCCUGGAGUCCUCCUGAUGAGGAAGGCGGAUGUAAGGUCUCAGGUUAUCUGAUUGAGAUGCAGAAGGCAGGCUCAGUCGCCUGGAUCAAAUGUAACACAACACCUUCUCUGAUCUGUGAAUACACACUCACCAAAAUGCCCCAAGGAGAGGAGUUCAAGUUCCGUGUGAUGGCUUGCAACGCCGGUGGACCCGGAGAACCCGCUGAGGUCCCUGGAACAGUCACCGUGACGGAAAUGCUUGGUAAAGUCGUCUGCAAAAACACUGCCAUUUCCACAGCUUACUUUCUGGUUACGUGACAAAGAAUUGAUUACAUUUCUAACCAUUCACCAUUCUGAAUUUCAGAAAAACCUGAUCAUGAACUGGAAGCCAAGUACAAGGACGUCUUUGUCGUCAGAUAUGGCAGUGUCGUCAAACUCUCAGUACCCAUCAAGGGUAAACCAGUCCCUACAUGCAAGUGGACAAAGGAAGGCGCUGAUGUGCCUGAGAGAGCAAUGAUCGCUUCCAAUGACGACUGCACUGAGCUGGUAAUCAAGGGCGCAGAAAGAGACGACUCUGGCACUUAUGACCUGCUGCUUGAGAACAGGUGUGGCAAGAAGACCGUUCACAUCAAUGUGAAGGUUAUUGGCCGUCCGACUGCUCCAGAGGGACCACUUGGAUUCGAAGACGUCCAAGCACAAUCUGUUAAGUUGACAUGGAAGGCUCCUUCAGAUGACGGUGGCUCUGAAAUCCUUGGAUACAUUGUUGAGAGACAGCAGGUUCCCAAGACAGCCUGGUACACUGUGGACACCAGGGUGGUGGACACAUCUUUGGUUGUGAAGGGACUUGAGGAGGGACAAGAGUAUCACUUCAAGGUGACAGCUGAAAACACAUUCGGUAUCAGUGGAUCUCUGAAGUCAACAGAACCCCUCGUACCGAAAACUCCUCUCUGUAAGUAUUACUUUAUUGAUUCCUCUUUGAACUUAGUCAUUACAUGAGUCUGCAAAUGGUAUACUUAUAAUAUAAAUAUAUACUCUAAGACAUGCUUUUUCUCUGAUUAAAACAGGUCCCCCAGAGACAUCAAGCAUCCCACCAGAGGUUAUGGAUGUCACUAAGAGCUCUGCCUCUCUGUCUUGGUCGAGACCUAAGGAUGAUGGUGGCUCUGCCAUUACCGGAUACUAUGUUGAGUACAAAGCAGUGUCCUCUGAGACAUGGGUUCGUCAUGAGAAGAAGGUCAUUUCAACCCAGUUUACCGUCCCUGGACUCACUGCUGACGCUGAAUACCAGUUCCGUGUUAUUGCUCAAAAUGAUAUUGGAGACAGCGAACCAGGACCUGCAUCCGAACCAGUCACAUGCAAAGAUCCAUUCGGUGAGUUAGGAAUUUAGAUAACCAUGUCUGAUGUCACAUCAUGAUUGAUGACAUUAAUAUACAUUGAAAUGCUAUGUUUUUACAUUUGCUCUGCUCGGUCUUCCAGACAAACCAAGCCAACCAGGCGAGAUUGACACAGUAACUGUCACAAAGGAUGCUGUCGCCAUCAAGUGGGCGGCACCAGAAUGCGAUGGUGGAAAGGAGGUCCUUGGUUACUGGGUUGAAUACAGGAAGUCUGCAGAGGCUACCUGGAAGAAAUGCAACAAGACACGCACCAAGGAGAAAAAGUUCACCAUGACUGGUCUGGCCGAAGCCACUGAGUAUGAGUUCAGAGUGAUGGCUGAGAAUGAGACCGGAAUCAGCAGACCACGCAGAACAGCCACAUGCAUCAAGACGAAACUGGGUGGUAAGUGACAGAAGCAAUUCAUUAUUUCACAAUUGUAUGGAUGAACACUACAAUAGCUUUAUUUAUUACUUGUUUAUAAUACCUUGCGAAAGUAAGGUGAUACAAUUCAAAAAAUGAUUUAACUGUUGUUUUUCCAACAGCUGGAACUCAACCAAGCCUGAGGAAAGAAAUGGAUGAAGCUACCACUAAAUUAUACCAACCAGGAAUUAUGAAAUGCCAGAUUAUUGGUAGACCUCUUCCCGAUAUCAAAUGGUAUAAAUCUGGCAAGGAGAUAAUCGAGUCUCGUAAAUAUGAGAUGAGCUCUGAUGGCCGUAACCAUUCACUGACCAUUAUGACAGACCAGCAAGAGGAUGAAGGAGAAUACACAUGCAAGGCUAUCAAUGAUGCAGGUGAAGCAGAGACCAGUGGCGUUCUGGUUUUGGAAGCUGCUCCACAGUUCAACCCUGACUUCCCAUUGAAGAAUACCUACUAUGCCGAAAGCGGCACCACUCUGCGUCUACAUGUUGCCUACAUCGGACGCCCUGAGCCUAAGAUCAUGUGGCUUUAUGGAGCUACAACUGUGGUGGCUUCUGAGAAUAUCAGCAUUGAAAACACAGAACAUUAUACUCACCUUGUGAUCAAGAAUGUGCAACGCAGGGUACAUGGAGGAAAGUACAGAGUCAGACUGCACAAUCACUUUGGCAGAGCUGAUACUGUCAUCAAUGUUGAAAUCCAAGGUACUUUUACAUUGAAUUAGCACAAAUCUACAAAUUGUUUACGAUCUACAAUGCGUUUUACAAUGUGACUAAUUUACUUAUUGUUUUCAGAUAAACCUGCAAUGCCUGAAGGUCCCAUUGUACUUGAUGCCCUGUUGAAGAACUCUGUGAUUAUUAGCUGGAAACCACCAAAGGAUGAUGGUGGCUCAAUGAUCACAAACUACAUUGUGGAGAAGCGUGAAGACAAGGAGGGUGAUGACUGGACACUCGUGUCCUCAUCCAUCACAGGCACAAACUGCCGCAUUGCCAACCUCGUUGUAAACGCUGGGUACUUCUUCCGUGUGUAUGCUCAAAAUCGUUAUGGUAACAGUGAGCAACUGGAGAUCCCUACUCCCAUCCUUAUCAAGAGUUCAAUGGGUAAGUUGAGUCUCACAAUAUAGUUACAUGAUCAUAUAUUUGUACAAAUAUGAGAUGUUCAAAGCUUUGGAUCCUUACUAACGUUAUUCUGUUAUAUUUACAGAUAAACCUUCACCACCACUGCUGCCAGUGGUUUCUGGUGUGACCAACGUUUCCUGUGUCGUGUCCUGGAAGCCUCCACUCAUUGAUGGUGGCUCCAAGAUCAAGAGCUACUGCCUUGAGAAGAAGGAGAAGAAGGGCGAAUGGACACCUGUCACUACUGAUGAAAUCAAAUCCACAGUCUUCUCUGUCAAACGCCUCACUGAAGGAUGUGAAUAUAUCUUCCGCGUGAACUGUGAAAAUCUUGGAGGAGUGAGUGAAUGGAGUGUGGAAUCUGAACCAGUCGUUCCAAAGAUGCCUGUUGAUGUCCGUGCUCCCGCCUUCAAAGAAGAACUGAGGAAUAUGAGUGUCAAAUACAAGAGCAACGCCACCUUCGUUUGCAAGAUCACAGGACAACCCAAGCCUGUAAUUAAAUGGUUCAGACGUGGCAAGGAGAUCCAGUCUGACGGAAAGAAACUGAAGAUUCAAGAGUUCAAGGGAGGCUAUCACCAACUGGUUAUCUCUGCUGCUGAUGAGGAAGACUCUACCGUCUACCAGAUCAGAGCAACCAACCAGGGAGGAUCCAUCUGCACCACUGUCUCUCUGGAUGUUGAAGGUAAGAUCACAAAUGUGUAUUCAAUAAUACUUACAUAGUGUGAAUACAAUUACAUGUAUUUGUUCCACAUAUCAAGAACAUUAUUAGUCAAUUCAUAAUAGUUAUUUUUUUGUACUAAUGAUGUUAAAUAUUUUUUUUCUGUCUAGUCCCUGCCAAGAUUAACCUGCCCAAGAAUCUGAAGGACAAAGAGGCAAUCCCUGCCCUCCGUGGAGAGAUUGUGAAUAUCAAGAUUCCAUUCAGUGGCAAACCCGAUCCUGUCAUCACCUGGCAGAAGGGACAAGACCUCAUCGAUAACAACGGAUACUACCAAGUCAUCGUCACAAGGUCAUUCACAUCGCUUGUGUUCCCCAACGGAGUUGAUAGGAAGGAUGCCGGUUUCUACAUCGUUUGUGCAAAGAACAGAUUUGGCAUUGACCAACAGACAGUUGAACUGGAUGUUGCAGACGUGCCCGACCCACCACGUGGUAUCAAAGCAAGUGAUGUUUCUAGAGACUCAGUCACUCUGAGUUGGCAAGUACCUGCUAAUGAUGGUGGAAGCAGAGUAAACAGCUAUGUUGUGGAGAAGUGUCCCACAACAGCUGACAGAUGGGAACGUGUUGCCCAGGCUCGUGAUACUCGCUACACCGUCAUCAACCUGUUCGGAGGAACCAGCUACCAGUUCAGAGUCAUAGCCGAGAACAAAUUCGGUCAAAGUCAACCAUGUGAACCAAGUGGUCCCGUUACAACAAAGGAGGAUAAAUCAAGAGUCCUUGGCUAUGACAGCGAGGUUAGUGACAGAGAUGUGCCCAAGCAAAAGGCUCCCCAUUCAAGUGCCAAGAAUGUGCAUACCAAGUACAUGAUUGCUGAGGAGCUGGGACGUGGCCAGUUUGGUAUUGUUCACCGUUGUGUUGAGACCAGCUCUGAGAGGACAUACAUGGCCAAAUUCGUCAAGGUGAGGGGUGCAGAUCAAGCAUUCAUCAAGAAAGAAAUUGCAACACUGAACCUAGCCAGACACAACAACUUCUUGUGUCUUCAUGAGUCCUUCGACAGCACUGAGGAAUUAGUCAUGAUCUAUGACUUUGUCUCAGGUCAAGACAUCUUUGAACGCCUCGGCACAGCCGACUUCGAGCUGAAUGAGCGUGAAAUCGCCAACUACAUCAGACAAAUAUGUGAAGCUCUUGAGUUCUUACAUGACAAGGUUUAUGGUCACUUUGACAUCAGGCCUGAGAACAUUGUGUACACCACAAGAAAGAGCAGUAAAGUCAAGAUCAUUGAGCUAGGACAGGCAAGACACCUGACUCCUGGGGACCAGAUCAAGGUUCAGUACACUACAGCCGAGUACACUGCUCCUGAGAUCCACCAGAAUGACAUGGUCAGUAGUGUUACUGACAUGUGGCCAGUUGGUGUUCUAGUCUAUGUCCUUCUCAGUGGACUCAAUCCAUUUACCGCCGAGACUCAUCAGCAGAUGAUUGACAACAUCUCAAAUGCUGAGUACAGUUACGACGACGAAACCUUCAAGGUGCCUACUGUUGAAGCAUUAGACUUUAUCAACCGCCUUCUCACCAAGGAGCGCAAGCACCGGAUGACUGCUGCCCAGGCUUUGGAACAUCCUUGGCUGAAGAUGCCAACAGAAGAACUCAGUGCCACAGCAAUAACGACCACAAGGCAUAAGAGAUACUACCAGGCCAUGGCAAAGAAAGAAUGGGCCACUGUUGUUGCAGGAGCAAGAGUCGCUAGCGGCGGUGCAAUCAGAGCCCAGAGAGGUGUCACAGUCGCCAAAGUAAAGAUCGCACCAUUUGAACAUGGCCCAGUCGGUGGUCAAAUCAUUCAUACAGUGGUGGAUGUGGGAGCAGAUGUCAAAUUUGCUUGCAACAUUGAGAACUACGACAGCGCCACAGAGGUAACAUGGUACUGCGGUGUGCGUCAACUAGAGGCAAGUGACAAGUAUGAAAUCGACUAUGAGGAUGGUCUGGCUGUCAUAUGUAUCAAGGGCGUCACUAAAGCAGAUGACGGCACCUAUAGAUGUAAGAUUAUCAAUGAUUACGGUGAGGACAGUGCCUACGGAGAGCUCUUUGUAAAUGGAGUCAGAUCAUACCGUGAGUACUUCACAGCCCGUGUGGUGAGGAAAGUGAAACGUAGAGUGGACACAGCAAGACUGCUCCAGAAACCACCAGAGUUCACCCUGCCCUUGUUCAACCAUGCAGCUUACAUCGGAGAAGAUGUUCGCUUUGGUGUGACUAUCACUGUGCACCCUGAGCCUCGUGUUACAUGGUACAAAUCUGGCCAGAAGAUUGUUCCUGGUGAUGAUGAGAAAAAGUACACUUUCAUAACCGACAAGGGUCUUUAUCAAUUGGUGAUUCACUGUGUUGAUGCUGAAGACGAUGCGGAGUACUCGGUUGUGGCCCGUAAUAGAUUUGGUGAUGACAGCUGUAAGGCAAAACUUGCUGUGACACCUCGCCCAGCACCAGCAGACAAUACCUUGAGGCCCAUGUUCAAACGUCUCCUGGCAAACGUGGAGUGUAGGGAAGGCCAGAAUGCACGCUUUGAAAUCAGAGUGUCAGGACUCCCAACUCUGAAGUGGGAGAAGGAUGGCAUGCCAUUGGCAUUUGGUCCACAAAUUGAAGUGGUCCAUGAGGGCCUGGAUUACUUUGUCCUGCAUGUGAAAGAUACUCUACUUGAUGAUUCUGGCUGUUACAGAGUUACUGCAACCAACUCAGCUGGAUCUGCCAGUUGUCAAGCCAUUCUCAAGGUGGCCCGCGUCACCCAUGUGAAGAAGGUUUACGAGAGUGAAAGAGACAAAAAGAAACAAACCGAGAAAGAACAAAUUGAGAAGAAGGUCAGAUUAUCUCAAAUCAUGUCUGGAACUGAUGUCAUGCCACUUCCUGCUUUGGCACAACAAGCUUUGAGAGAAGCUACAUUGUUGUGCCAACCAGUAGAGGCAACCAAGAAGGACAAGACUGAAGCUGAAGAUAAGAAACGGAAAGAAGAAAGGGCAAAGAGAGCAGAGGAGAAGAGACUGCGUAUGCCUUAUGAUGUUCCCCAACCUCGUGAACGUGGCCCAACUGCUCUUUUGGAAGACAUGGAAAUCAAACACUACAAACCUUGCUCCGACAUGAAAUGGUACAAGAAACUCCGCGAUCAAUAUGAGUUCCCUGAACCAAUGGACAAGAUUUCACAGAAGAGACUGAAACGCAUCCGUCUCUCCAGGUGGGAUCAGUUCUACGAAGUCCCUCUGCCAAGAAUCAAGGAAUCUUACAAGCCAAAGUGGCGUCUUCCACAAGUUUCACAGGAUGAUUUGGAGACUGUCAGACCUUCAAGGCAGCGCACUCCGUCUCCUGAAAUAGAAGCAUAUCACAGAAUUAGAAGAAGGUCUCUUGGUGAUCUCUCAGACGAGGAGCUUCUCCUGCCAAUUAAUGAAUAUCUGGCAAUGAAGAGAACUGAGGAGGAGAGACUUCAACUUGAGGAAGAACUUGAACUUGGCUACUCUGCAUCCCCACCAAGCCUUAGCCCUCUGCGCUUUGAAUUAGGUGCACUGCGCCACACAUCACCAAGACGCACGGUCUAUGAAGGAGAGGAAGAGGGUGAAGAGGUUCCAUUAUAUGACAACUAUCGUAUUCCUUCUAAGUAUGAGGCUGGUCCAAGCUAUGUUGACCUUCGCCUGCGCCAUGACAAGGCUACAUUCAGACCGCCAAGACAAAACCAGAGAGUGUUUGAGGAGAGGGAGGAUCGAGAAAUGCUGAGAAAUGUGAAAACAACUCAAAGAAUAACCAGUUACAAGAGUGAACUGAAACGCAUGGAGUUUGAAGAAAAAACUAGAACCGUGAAGAAAGACAGAACUACAACUUCCCAUGUGUCAACAUAUAUAGCAACUAAAACUGAGGGGAGAAGGUCACCCACCCCCGAAAGAACUCGUCCACGUUCCCCUAGUCCUAUUGCUAUUGCCAGAUCAGCCUCCAGAUCCAAGGUGGAGACUGUACAGGUGGCCAAAGUUGACCACCUGGCAAGAUAUGAGUCAAGAAAAGCCGUUCUGCGAUCCGAGAGGACAUCAGUAGAAAGGAAGGAGGUUGUAAGUAUGCAGCCCUUCAGCCUCGACCAUACCCCACGAGUCACUGUGAGGAUGCGUUCCCACCGUGUGCCAUACGGUCAGCACACCAAAUUUACACUGAACGUCCAAUCAAAGCCAACCGCUGAGGUGAAGUGGUACCAUAACGGACAACUGAUAACCGAGAGCAGGAGGUACCGUAUGUCCAACCUGAGUGGAGUUCUGUAUCUUCAAAUUCUUGACUGCACCACAGAGGACAGUGGCACUUACCGUGUCGUCUGCACUAACGCAGUGGGAGAAUGCUCAGACUACGCCACUCUGGAUGUCGCAGGCAUGGGAGAGUAUUCUAGCUAUAUGGCACCUCGCGAAGACGAGGAACCCCCAGCUCUUCCUGUGGCAACCAAGAAAGGUGCUUACCAAAUAUCCUCCUCCAAGACAGUGAAGACAGUUGAAACACACGAAACACACAUGGAGGAGUCCAGCACCUUUAAAGGAAAGAAGACUACUCUACCCGCGUCUAUCCUGACAAAACCACAGUCCAUCACCUUAAAUGAGGGAGAGACUGCCAGAUUUGCAUGUGAUGUUGACGGUGAACCAGUGCCAACUGUAACCUGGAUGCGUGAGGGACAAAUUAUCGGAUCAUCUGUUCGCCACCAUGUCACUACAGAACAGUACAAGUCUACUUUUGAAAUCACCUCUGUUGAGAUGUCAGAUGAAGGCAGCUACUCAAUCGUGGUAGAAAACUCUGAGGGCAGCCAAGAGGCGCACUUCAGUCUAACCAUCCGCCGAUCGGAAGCCAAAGAGGAGGCCUCUUCUACAGUGAAAUACUCAGACGAAGAGCCCACAAUGCAUUCCCCUAGUCCAGUCACGUCUCCACCAAGAAUGAAGUCUCCUGAAUCAAUCAGCUCUCCAAAGAGAGUUAAGUCCCCUACCAGCCCUACACCUAAAUCACCCACUGAGAAAGUCACCCUCAAAACCAAGCCCUCCAUCUCAUCUGGCCUUCAGGACAUGACUGCAUCUGCAGAUUCCAUCGUCAAGCUGACAUUGAAAAUGACUGGAGAUCCUAAAGCUGAGAUCUCAUGGAUGAAGGAUGGAAAGGUAAUUUAGUCACAUUUGAUUUAAUAGUCACACUUGAAUUGACAUUUCAAAGGAAAUAAAUAUAGGUUGAAAUAUAAGCUUUUUACUUUCUUUCAUUUUUUUCAUUUGCAGACUCUCAUUCACGGUGGAAAAUAUGAAAUGUGUGAAGAGCAUGAUUCGGCACACCUUGAAAUCUAUGAAUCUGAGGCCUCUGACAGUGGAGUUUACAAAUGCACAGUCACCAAUAGUGCUGGGUCAUCAUCCACAAGCUGCAUUGUCUCUAUUCAAGGUAUGAUUACUCUAUACUGUAUAUUAAAAAAUAAUGUUUUAUUGUCACACACCGGAUAGGUGCAAUGAAAUGUGUUGUUUUACAGGGUCGGUCAUAGUAGUACAGCGCCCCUGGAGCAAAUUAGGUUUAAGUGCCUGGCUCAAGGGCACAUUGACAGAUUUUUCACCUUGUCAGCUUCGGUAUUCAAAACAGAAACCUUUCGCUUACUGGCCCAAUGCUCUAACCGCUAAGCUACCUGCCAAUGUAGGAAUUAUUUAUCAUAAUUAAGGCCCCGUUCUGGUGAUAGUGUUAUCUUUAUAUUAUGUAUUCGAUCAACUUAUCUCUUGAUAAGUCCAGUAUCUAUAAACCUUAUAAUUCUGCACAUGGCCUAAUAUCUAAUCAAUGUAUCUCUUUUUCUCUGUCUUAGCCUCAAACAAAACCAAAGCACUUGCAACAAAAACAGAAAUUUCAGAGCAAGUUAUGAAAAAGGAAAUUGUCUACGGGGAGGUUGAGUCUUACACAGAAAUCAAGGCAUCCCAUACUCAGAUGGCCAUGACUGAAGGUCAGUCUCUCACCCUGAGAGCCAACAUCCCCAGAGCUUCAGAUAUCAGAUGGCUCCUGAACGGAAUGGAACUGGCCAACUCAGAGGACUACAGAUACGGUGUGUCUGGAAACAACCAUACUAUGACCAUCAAGAAGGUCAGCCAAUACGAGCAGGGGAUCAUCACAUGUGAAGCCAAAACCGAGCAUGGCCUUGUCAAGUGCCAGUUCGACACUACUGUCACUGAAGCACGAUCAGAUGCACCAUCAUUCCUUGUGCAGCCACGCUCUCAGAAUGUCAAUGAAGGACAGAACGUCAAGUUCAUAUGUGAGAUUGCAGGAGAGCCUGCCCCUGAAAUCGAGUGGCUUAAGGACAACAUAAUGGUGAGUAGGCUACAAAGAGUUGUAAAUAAUGUUUGAUUUGAUUUCUGCAAUUAAAUUACAUUUAAUUGUACUCAUCCCAUCAGGAGCAAUCAGAAAAGGCAAGUCAGGUUACAAACAUCACUUGAAUAGGUACUUGAAUAAUACAAAACACAAACUAAUAUGUUAUUAUUUUGUCUCUCUCUCUACAGGUAUCUAUGACCUCAAACAUAAAACUGAGCCGUUCCAAAAAUGUAUACACUCUGGAGAUGAUUGAGGCUACAGUUGCAGACAGCGGCAAAUACACCAUCAAAGCCAAAAACAAACAUGGACAGUGCUCUGCAACAUCAUCUCUCAACAUCAUCAGUAAGUUAUCAUUGCUUCAUCAACCAUUGUUUAAUUAAAAGCUUACAGUACAUUGUGAUAAUGCAAAGCUUUCCCAAGUUCUUUGAAAAAUGAAACUUGAGUCGCUACAUUUUACUAAUAGCCUAAAUUAUAGACUAACCUUUCAUUUUCCUUACCAGUAUUUUCCAUAGAAUGUUAACAAAAUGGACACGCCAUUUUGUUUAUAUUCAUAUAGAAAUAUACACAGAUGGACUUCAGCAUCUCCAUCGAGAAAUCCCCAUUUAGCCAUGCACCUCAUAAUUUGCGUUAUUCUCACAGCUCUUGUUGAAGAACCUGCCAAAAUGGUUAUAUUGGAGCAAAGUGCUGCUGCUGCCAGCUUGCACAGUGACAGUUUCUCAGCCACAUCAGUCCAUAUGGCUGGAGCAUCAAUGGCUAAAGCAUCAAUGACGCAGGAAGGCUCUUAUCAACGCCAAUUUGAAAGCAUGUCUGCUGCUAGCAUGUCCGCCAUGACAUCUGAAUCAAUGGUGUCCAUGAGCUCCAGCAGUAUGAUGAAAAUGUCAAGUGAAAUGAUGUCAAGUCAUGCUAUUUCAAUGUCAACUCAUGGAUCCUUAAUGACCGCUCUUACUCAUGGUGGCGGUAAAGGUGAGAUGAAUUAACCUUACCUAUAAAUCUAUUAGUAGUAUAGUCUGAGUGACUACCGUAUGUUGUUCCUCUGCUCUCAAUAAGAAGUUGACAUGUUCAUUAAUUCCUUUUUUUUUCUUCUCAUUGCCCUGUAGCUCCCAAAAUAGAAUCUCUCCCAGAGGAUAUCAGCAUUGAGUCAGGAAAGCCUUUGAGCGUGUCCUGUGCUUUCUCUGGAGACCCAACACCUGAGAUUGAGUGGGCCCGCUCAGGGAAACAGUGUGAUGAAGACAGUGACCGGUUCCACAUCGAAACCACGGAGGACCUCACCACCCUUGUAAUCCCCUGUGUGAAGGAAGACGAUGCCGGAGCGUACACCCUCAAACUGUCCAACGAGCUUGGAUCUGCCAUGGCAACUGUCAACAUUCAUGUUCGAUCCAUGUAA